This is a messenger RNA of Pelobates cultripes (western spadefoot toad), 50307 nucleotides long. Lineage: Eukaryota; Metazoa; Chordata; Amphibia; Anura; Pelobatidae. The record is from the annotation of a GenBank genome assembly.
AUGAAAGUUGAUUAUUUAAGUGAAUUCAGCUUUGGACUCUCUGACUAUGGUGAGUACGGGGCUCUUGUCUCCCUCCUUUUUCUCCGGUUUGUCCUGAAGACGAUCUCUUGCUGUCACUUUGUGUGUGUUUUCUUCCUGAUUCGCUGCUGUUGCCUGUAUCUGAGGACAGCUAUUGUGUGCCUGUAGCUUUGCUGCUUUUAGCUUUAUAUAGUAAUAAUGUAAGAGUUGUCCUUGCCCUCCUCUAACAGACGGGCACACAUGCUUUCACAAAGUUUAUGGGAUCAGCGUUGCGUGUUGGGCUGUGUUAAACAGUGUCAGCUACUCAAGUGAUCACAGGAGUACUCUGCUUAACCCUUGGAGUGCCAGGGGUUUACUGAUCACCUCUGGCACACACAGGGUUAAACGUAACAGGCUUGCAUCCAGAAGUAACGUGUGGCUGAUGGUUGAUUGCUGGUUUUAGGUUUCAUGGCUGUAAACAGAAUGUGUUUGCAUUAUUUGCCUGCUUAUGUUGUGUUUCGGUGGGUUGUUGUUUUUUUGUAUUUUGUUAUGUUUGUUUUCCUUUUUAUACACUUCCGUAUGGCAAAAUAAAGCUCAUGUUUUAUUCCAGUUCAUUUGUUUCCUUCUCCUGUCCCAGGAGCUGGUUACUUUGAUGAAACGAGCCCCUUUCACUUUUCAUUUUAAGCAGUAACGGAAGUGACAGGAAGGGGGUAUCUGCCGGUCACCUUUUCUGCUGAGGCUCAGUCCGAACGGCCGGGCAUCUGGGACCGAUGGCUCAUAAAGUGCUUGUUUUGUGUUGUGUGGUUAUUUUUGUUUUAACUCUGGUCCUGGCUGUUCCGGUUUUUUGGAGAAGUGACUGUGUAACCCAAAAGGAAUUUAAUUAAUUUAGGUCAAGGCAGUGGCAGUUUAGAAGAGGUGAUGAUUACAAUUUAAUGAUUUGUUUGUUUCCGUACAAUGUAUUGCACUCUCGCUGUCUUUCUUUGCCUGCCCUCUCAUGGUGGAACAGUAGUGAGGGGCCCAGGUGUGCCGCGGGAGACAAGGAGGGCAGAUUUAUGUCUGAGAGCUGUAGGUAGGGGGCUGAUUGGGAACUGGAAGUAGAUAGGGAUAGUAUGCCGGGGAAAGGCUGUUGAAUGGCAGUUGAUCUACUGGCUUUGUUUGGGGAAACGGUUGCUGUCCUGCGUGUUUGCAGCACAUGUGCUGAUGGGUUUCCGUGGUGACUACUGAUCACACCCAAGAGAUUAUUCAAUUUCACCUUAAAGAGAAAAACGAGAAAACAAAAAAAAGCACAAACGCUUCUACGUGUUUCCUGCUUUCCCAGAGUUUCGUCAGGCUGCACUUUAAGUUCUCACUGCACUUUCUAAAGGAAUCCUGCCAGAUAUUUGCAUUUAGGAUAUUUCUUCAAAUUCUUAAAUUUGUGCUUUUAUUUUUUGUUUUGUUUUGCCACCUUUGUGCUGCUGAGAACAGGAUGAUCAGACAAUUAGCCUUUUCAAUGCCUGAGGAGUGAGCAAGUCCUACCUCACCUCUCUGGAUUAAAGGUAACAAAAAUGUCGGGCCCGCACCUCUAUGUGUUACCCAGCACCCUGACACCCUGAUAUUGGGUCGGCACCUCUAUGUGUUACCCAGCACCCUGACACCCUGAUAUUGGGUCGGCACCUCUAUGUGUUACCCAGCACCCUGACACCCUGAUAUUGGGUCCGCACCUCUAUGUGUUACCCAGCACCCUGACACCCUGAUAUUGGGUCCGCACCUCUAUGUGUUACCCAGCACCCUGACACCCUGAUAUUGGGUCGGCACCUCUAUGUGUUACCCAGCACCCUGACACCCUGAUAUUGGGUCCGCACCUCUAUGUGUUACCCAGCACCCUGAUAUUGGGUCCGCACCUCUGUGUCACCCAGCACCCUGACACCCUGACAUUGGGUCCGCACCUCUAUGUGUUACCCAGCACCCUGACACCCUGAUAUUGGGUCGGCACCUCUAUUUGUUACCCAGCACCCUGACACCCUGAUAUUGGGUCCGCACCUCUAUGUGUUACCCAGCACCCUGAUAUUGGGUCCGCACCUGUGUGUCACCCAGCACCCUGAUAUUGGGUCGGCACCUCUAUGUGUUACCCAGCACCCUGACACCCUGAUAUUGGGUCGGCACCUCUAUGUGUUACCCAGCACCCUGACACCCUGAUAUUGGGUCCGCACCUCUAUGUGUUACCCAGCACCCUGACACCCUGAUAUUGGGUCCGCACCUCUAUGUGUCACCCAGCACCCUGACACCCUGAUAUUGGGUCCGCACCUCUAUGUGUCACCCAGCACAGGGCCUUUCAGUCGCUGAAUAAUACGCUGUAGAUCCAUUUAUAGCUGAGGUUUCUAUACGACUGACAUCGCUAUUUGUUGUGAAACUAUAACUCCCAUUAUGGGAUUUGCAGUUUUACACAGAUGGAGUGGUCUCCUUUUUUUUUUUUUUCGUUUGGUGUAACAAUGUAUUUUAGUAUUGUUCUAUAUUGUUCUGUGUUGAGUAUUACAAAGUUUGUAUGCAAUAUAAACAUUUACUUAGAACCCCAAUUUAUUAUGCAUGCAAUAUAGGGCCAUGUUUAGUUUUUUCUGAUAUCAGAUUUUUUGAAAACAUUUUUUCAUGUUUAUAAUUUGUGAUGCGAUAUAAGUCCAGUGGUACAUUGCAACAGGUACCAUGUGAAAAGUGAGAUAGGCCCAGUUUGUCUUAAAUUGUUCUGGUAUAGUGUUAUAUUUUACAAUUUAGUGCAAAUAUCAUCAGUUGUCAUGUGGUCUCCAUAUAGCAUACGAGUAAUUCUUGUAGAAUGAGUAGUCGGCGCCCCUUAUUAAUAAUGUUAAUGUUGAAUCGUGCUGGCGUGGAAUUCUGUGAUUUUAUAUAUUUAUUGUCUUGCAGUGUUACUGCACUUUGAUCGUCACAUUGUAGGUUGUGUAAUAAAUCUGGAUUUUAUUCAAACAUUCAGUUUUUUACUCUCCUCCCCCCGAUUGUGUAAGAAGAUAAUUCAUGUCAUUGCUAGAUGAAUUUAACCCCUUGUUUCCUGCAGCUUUGCAGAUCCAUGAAUUUGACCGUGGCCCCAUGGGAGCCAGACCUUAAUAGUGGAAAUCUGCGAAUACCAAAAUCCCACGACUCUAAACACAUUUUCAGUGCAUCGUUGUCAGCAUUAAAAACACGCUGCUGUCGUCCUUAACUCACCAGGCCCCAAGAUGACAGCAAAUUUACAUUUUUUAAUUAAAACGAGUGCUCUGUAUUUUUUGUGUGUGUUUUAUAAAAAGGGCUGGCUUAUGCAAAUGAAAUGGUUGUGUAGUAAAGAUUAGCAGAGUUUAGAAAUAAAUUUUCCCAACAUACUGACACAUGGAAAGAAAAAGUGGCUGUUUUUCCUGCAAGUCUUUUAGACUAAUUUCCCCAGGGGUUGGGAGGAGACUGAUGCCAGAUUUGCGUUGUGGUAUAUAACAGGGAAUGCAGCACUCUUGUGACAUCACAGCGUCGGCGAGUCACAUGUGACUGCGCAGUACGUAAGUGGACACAUAUCUGUACCACCUUACAUGCCAGUAAUGGCUAAACUUUGGAUCUGCAGAUAUGCACGAACUACAAUUGCCAUGGUUGGCUGAGCAUCAUGGUAACUGCAUUGCCAAGGCUAUCCAUGGCAGUGUCAGGGCAAAAAUAUACACUUUUCCUUAUAGUGCAGUAAUUUCGGAUCAUGGCAAUUUAUCGCCAUUAGGAACAAUUCUGUAUCUGCAGACGUAUUUUCUGUAUGUAGUGAAAACUAAAAAAAUGGCAGUGCUUGUAUCAAAACACUAAAUUGAUUUGUAAGCGUUAAAUACAGUUUCUUUUGUAUUAAAAACACGUAUUCUCUAAUUGUCAUUUCCCCCAUACAGUAAGAUAGGUAGUAGUGUAGUGUCGUCUUGGCCUUCACAAAUCGAUUGCAUUUGGGGGGGUUGGUAUCAUGGAUAUGGCAAAAAAGUUAAAUGAACUUGUUAUAUAUAUUAUUAAUGUACGAGUUGCCUUUGGAGUGGCAGUUUAAGGCAUUAUCACUAAACAGUGAACUGGGGCAAGCCAAGAAACAAGUCGCAUAAUUUACACUAAAAUAAACGAUUUGGGAACGAGUUUAAAAACAUCUGAUUUGUAGAAUUCAUUCCUACCAUAUAUUUUAACUAACAUUUUGGAGCUUGGUUCUUGAAUUAUCACAACUUUCAGUUUUGUGAAUGAAUCCAUACAUUAUAUACCCACUAUAGUAAUACAGGGUCUGGUUAUCAUGCGGCUGCAGGUUAGUCCAUCCUUACUAUUCCUUGGAUAGUGAGCAUUGUAGCAAGAAAAAAAGUCUAGAUUUCCAGAAAGUUCUGUCCUCUUUCUCUCUAAGGUCAUUGUGAACUAUUAGAAAAGCAAAGACUUUUUAAUAAACAUAGGGCUGUGAAAAUCAGGAGAGAUAACCGGACAUUUUUAUGUCUUUUCCCAGUAAACCAUGUGUUUGUGCACACAGUGAACAAAAUAUUUACCUUUCAUAUCUUUUCUACAAAACUUUAUUUUUCCCCUUUUAAUAGAAUUGGGGGGACGGAGGGUGGAGUCAGGACCCCCAAACACACUUUUUUCUUACAUUAAGUGUCAUGGAACAGCAAAAAAAAAAAAAAAAAACCACAUUUAUUUGUUUUGUUUUUUGUUUAUACAUUCCUUCAUUUGAAACUAAGGACACGCUUACACUCAUUACGUGAUUUGUUCAUGAGACAGGUUGUUUAACUUUUUCCUUGUGAGUAUUGUUUCAAUCACUGCAUUAGUUCUAUCGUCUCACAGGUGAAAACAUUACAUUUAGCGGAUUAUGUAAAGGUCCAAAAGCAGUCUGUUUGGAUCAUCAUGUUUGUAAAUGUAAGGGAGCUGGUUCUGCCAUGCUUGGGGUGCUGGUGGUCGUGGGCAUGUAUUGUGCAUCCUGUCAUUACCCAGUGCUGGUACCAGCCUGGCAGAUGGCAUCAUUGGCAAAACCAGAACAACAUUUCACCAGUCAAGUCCCUCCAAAUCGUAAAUGAGCUCAGUCGGGCCUGCUCCGCGUAGGCCGAACAUACCGACCUGGUAACAUGGGUUCAAUAUUACUAAUAACCCUACGUAACCCCACACAUAUCCUGUAUCAAGGCUGGUAGAGAAUUAAGGGGGACGAUAGUACAACAAGUGGAAAAAUAAUGUUUUGACACCUUAACAUAUAUACCGUGACACCUUAACAUGUAUACCGUGACACCUUAACAUGUAUACCGUGACACCAUGACAUGUAUACCGUGACACCAUGACAUGUAUACCGUGACACCUUAACAUAUAUACCAUGACGCCAUGACAUGUAUACCGCGACACCUUGACAUGUAUACCGUGACACCUUAACAUGUAUACCGUGACACCAUGACAUGUAUACCGUGACACCAUGACAUGUAUACCAUGACAUGUAUACCAUGACAUGUAUACCACGACACCUUAACAUGUAUACCGUGACACCAUGACAUGUAUACCGUACACCUUAACAUGUAUACCGUGACACCAUGACAUGUAUACCGUACACCUUAACAUGUAUACCGUGACACCAUGACAUGUAUACCGUACACCUUAACAUGUAUACCGUGACACCAUGACAUGUAUACCGUACACCUUAACAUGUAUACCGUGACACCUUGACAUGUAUACCGCGACACCUUGACAUGUAUACCGCGACACCUUGACAUGUAUACCGCGGCACCUUGAUAUGUAUACCGCGGCACCUUGAUAUGUAUACCGCGACACCUUAACAUGUAUACUGUGACACCUUAACAUAUAUACCAUGACAUGUAUACCAUGACAUGUAUACCGCGACACCUUGAUAUGUAUACUGUGACACCUUAACAUGUAUACCGUGACACCCUAACAUGUAUACCGCGACACCUUAACACGUGACACCAUGACAUGUAUACCGUGACACCUGAAAUAACAUUCUAUAUCUACUCAUGAUUUUAAUUCAAGUAGCCAGAACUUGCUGAGGUAGUUAUGGCUAGGGUAUGAAAUUAGAUAAGGCCCUGCAAGUUCCUGGGUCAGUCGCUGUCUCGAUUUCCUGGCUGAUUUCGGAAUUCAUUGUGUAUAUAUAUAUAUAUUUAUGCAUAUUUUGUUUACUUUUGUCCAGCUGUUCAUCCCCUCCCUAAAACGCAAAACAUAUUCUGAAUAUAAAGGAAGUAUCAGUUUUUCUGCGCGUGUACAUCCUGUGAAACCACAAAUAAUUACACAUACAUACAUACAUGCAUCUCAAUAAAUGCACAGAACUCUUAGAAAGGCCAAUCUGGUUUUAUUCUGCAAUGCACACUAGCAGUACUGAGGGCAAUCAGCCCUAAAUUGUGCACCUGCAGGCCAUUGUGUCUGUGUGUGUGUGGAGGGAUAUAAAGACCCCUAAACAGAGCACUGCUGAACUGACCGAGCCUAUACAUACAAUUACAAUUUCAGCAAAAUAUUAAUUUAUAGAUGUAGCUAUUUUUUUCUAAGAUAGACACAGCAACCUAGCUGGUUACAAUAGCUUUGCACCAAUGGUGCUCCCUUUGAAAGUAAUGAUUUACUGGGGCCCCUACAUUGUGAUAUCAAAUAUUUUCUAUUAAAUUCCCAUUGGUUUCAAUUUGAUAAUAGUAUUCUGUUUGUAUGAAACUAUGAGUGUUACAGUAAUUCUGACUCACGCAUAACAUUGGGACUUCGGUUCAAAGUUCUAAAAGUGGUAAUAUCACCAUGGAAACACACAAACUUUGCUCCAGAAUUGAUAGAGUUGUACCUAUUCCAGUUCCUGACAGAUUUAUAUAUAUAUCGGACUUAUUAAUUGCAUAACAUUAUCAGUUGACAUUUGCUUAUGGUUUAUGUUUUUGUUUUGUUUUUACCUGGUGGUAAAAUGAAUUUUUUACACAUUCAGUUAUUCACUAAAGUGAGAAUUGAAAGGGAAUUUACAGAUUCAAAGUAUAUUUCACAUUGAAGGCCAAAAUAGCCAAGCUUGAACAAUUCUCUAAUCUACGCUUUCAAUUCAGCUACUCUGGCCUUAAACUUGAAAUUCACUUUUAAUUAUCACUUAGGUAAAUGCCCCUGACAGUAGCAGUUAACUGGAAAUCUUUCUGGGUUAUUAACUAAAGUGGAAAUUCAAUGUGAAAUUAGCCAAACCGGAAAAAAGCUCUAAUUCAGCUACGCCUUCAGUUUGACUACUCUGGCUUUAAACUUGAAAUUCACUUAGAAUUUUCACUUUAUUUAAUAACAAUGCUAGCAAGAAUUCCUAGAAUUAUUAUUUAUGGGGAAAAGUCCAAUCUUUCCAAAGGUUUUUUUAUUUUUUUCAUGGACUUAUCAGAACAAUACAUUUAGGCUGUUUGUUUUUCUUAUCUGCAAAUGUUAUAACUUUUGGGAAAUAAUAGUGGAAUAUCAUCAAUCCAUUUUAAAUGUGGAGUUUAAUGCCCAACUUUGCUGUUGUUUAAGGCACGGUGGGGUAAACUCUGCUGCUCUCUAAUUGCCUUCUCAUAGAGGUUUGUAGCUGUCCUUGUUCAAGAGUUGUGGGAGUUGCAGUGUGAACUGCUCCGUUCACUAUAUAGACAACAGAGAGGACCUAGCUGCCAGAUGACACGCUGUGUUCUGGUUUUGGUGCUGGUUGCGCCCCUUCACGUUUGACCGAGAAAUUUCUCCUUUUAUAUAAAAGAAGUCUAAUGGCUGACCAACACCGCAAUGGUGUACUCCGCACUUUACAGGUUACAUUACAGUAGAGGGAGGUACAGUAAGUGCAGUAGGUAUACAGUGUAUGUAUAUCAUAUUUAUAUAGCGCUAACAGGUGUGCUCAGCACUUUACAGGUUACAUUACAGUAGAGGGAGGUACAGUAAGUACAGUAGGUAUACAGUGUAUGUAUAUUAUAUUUAUAUAGCGCUAACAGGUGUACUCAGCACUUUGCAGGUUACAUUACAGUAGAGGGAGGUACAGUAAGUGCAGUAGGUAUACAGUGUAUGUAUAUUUUAUUUAUAUAGCGCUAACAGGUGUACUCAGCACUUUACAGGUUACAUUACAGUAGAGGGAGGUACAGUAAGUGCAGUAGGUAUACAGUGUAUGUAUAUUAUAUUUAUAUAGCGCUAACAGGUGUACUCAGCACUUUACAGGUUACAUUACAGGAGAGGGAGGUACAGUAAGUGCAGUAGGUAUACAGUGUAUGUAUAUUUUAUUUAUAUAGCGCUAACAGGUGUACUCAGCACUUUACAGGUUACAUUACAGUAGAGGGAGGUACAGUAAGUACAGUAGGUAUACAGUGUAUGUAUAUUUUAUUUAUAUAGCGCUAACAGGUGUACUCAGCACUUUACAGGUUACAUUACAGGAGAGGGAGGUACAGUAAGUGCAGUAGGUAUACAGUGUAUGUAUAUUUUAUUUAUAUAGCGCUAACAGGUGUACACAGCACUUUACAGGUUACAUUACAGUAGAGGGAGGUACAGUAAGUGCAGUAGGUAUACAGUGUAUGUAUAUUUUAUUUAUAUAGCGCUAACAGGUGUACUCAUCAAUUUAUAGCUUACAUUACAGUAGAGGGAGGUACAGUAAGUGCAUUAAGUAUGCAGUGUAUAUUAUUUACAGGCUACAUUACAGUAAAGGGAGGUACAGUAAGUGCAGUAGGUAUACAGUGUAUGUAUAUUUUAUUUAUAUAGCGCUAACAGGUGUACUCAGCACUUUACAGGUUACAUUACAGUAGAGGGAGGUACAGUAAGUGCAGUAGGUAUACAUUGUAUGUAUAUUAUAUUUAUAUGGCACUAACAGGUGUACUGAGCACUUUACAGGUUACAUUACAGUAGGUAUGCAGUGUAUGUAUAUUUUAUUUCUAUAGCGCUAACAGCUGUACUCUGAACUUUACAGGUAAGUGCAAUAGGUACACAGCUAAAUAAAAAUGACCUCUUAGCAUAUAACCGUAAAACCAUGUAAUGAAGUAAUAUAUGUUUUCAUCCCCAGUUCAGUAGACGUUCAGUCCAAUAGGUACAUUUACUGAAUAUGGCCCGAUCCACUGUACUAACCCACAAUAAACUACACCUCAGUUAUCCAGCAGUGGAUCAUGGGAUUUGUAGUUCUUCAACAGCUGGAGAGCACAGGCAUUCCUGUUUGAGUGUAUGCUGUAGAUUUUUGCUCUGAGCUCCUCAAUUAUUUCAGAGAAGCAGCUGUCAAAUGGAGCUUCUAGGGAGGGGGCAGACAAGCUGACUUUGUUCCAUGGUUUGAAUUAAGGAGAAAAAAUGACACUCAAUCAGCCCUGGGUGACUGGCACACCUGUCAGCUGAGCUAAGUAAGCAGUGCUUGUCAGACCAAGGAGGGCAAAAUACAGAGGACAUUUCGAUAUUCUUGCUUUGCCAUCACUUACUAGAGGGGAGGUCGCUCAGACUAAGUGGGGUUAAACCCCAAAUGAAGAUCUGGGAGAGGCAGAAGAUUUCACGUUAUGUGCCCCAGUAAUUAGCAGGUUGUUAACUCCAAUUCCUUUUAUCCACCCAGUAGCUACAUCCAAUACAGAGUAAGUAGACACGCUAUAUUUGUUGAUGUUUGUAGAACAUCAAGUAAUGUAACUGAAAUUUACAAACAGUUUUAAAUGUAUCCCUAAUCACAAAAAAUAUAUAUUCUAUAAUAAAUGGAUGUGUAUAUAUAUAUAUAUCCAGGGCCCUGUUUAACCUUGCACUGCAGAGAGUCCCAUGAGUGAGGAUUUCCUAAGUAAGUGGAUUAAUUGCAUAAGAGCACGCAUUAGGCUUCUAGAAUAGCACCUGCCAAAAAUGGGGUACAUUGACGUUGUGACAGGCUUAUGGAAUGUAUGAUCACAUAAUGUAACUGAACCCCAUUAUUUUUGCCUAGGUGAGGUGUUUUUAGAAAAAAACUUACAUUCUGUGAGCUUUAAAUUCUUACCCCAGCAACUUACUCAAACGGUGUUCUGUUAACCUGUGAUGUAGAAACAGGUCGCGAUCUGAUUGAAACGUUGGCUUGCUUGGUGUGUAGUGAUAAUCCUUCUAUAUUACCUCCCUACCUUUUGCUUGAACAAGUCACUCUGUGCUAAUUAUUGGUGCAGCUUUGUUAUGGCAGAUUUUUUUUUUCCGCACAAGUUGUAGAAAGAUAUUUAUUUAAUCAAAUUCAUAAAUCUUUCUGCAUUUUAUUUAUGAAUAAGAUAAACAGUGUUUCAUUAAAAAUCAAAUUUUCGAGCGCACGCUUUUCUAGGUUUUGGGGUGUCUGGUUGGGAGAUUUCUUUUUUCACUCAUACUUACCAGAGUUUGCCCUUAGGCCGAAACCUGAUUUUGAUUCCUCAACACAAAUGACAGUAAAUAAUUAGUUGUCUGGAUGCUCCCAGUUAGCUGGUGCUUGUGUGAUUAGGUCCAAAUUCCGGAAUCUUAACGUGUACCCUCCCUCUGGCUCUGAAAUGGUUAAUGAGUGUCGGUUUAUCCCCAGGGUGGGGAAUACAAGUGAACUGGGCUGAAUAGAGCGUCCGUCUGGCCUAGAGGGGUGAUAAGGCUGCACACUAUGCCCCUGGUAAGGGGUUGCUGCCCUCCCGGGUGCACUGAGACUCCGCAGUGUCAGCGCUCUUCUGCUUGCGCACGCACUUGUACUUGAAGUAAAUUUGUUUUGCAAGGGCAACCUGUUUAAUCAUUUCAUCCUCUAGCGGCUGUGUGUUCGUUUGGUUUCCGUGGUUACGGGACCAUUAAGUAGAAGUUAGCAAUAAGGUAGCGGAGUCAAACAGGUAAUAAAAAAAUUAAGGCCAUUUUGGGCCCAGAGAAGACAUACAGAGGAAUGUGGCGAUGCAUAGACUGAGAGAAGGGGCACUCAGCAAAGCUUGAUGGGCACCUAGAGCCAUCAUUGAAAUCCAGCUGAUUAUAGACAAGAAAAGCUGGGCAUGUUUAUCCUGCCCUCCCUCUGCUGCUUUAACCAGUCUGCUGCCAGAGGUCUGAGCAAAUCUGGUCAACCCUGCAGACACGGUUUAGUGGGUCCCAUUCACUUUUUAGGCACCUAGACUCUAUUAGGGGAGAUUAAUUAUGGAUCCAUGCGUUCACGCCUUACUCCCCUUAUUGCUCCACUGUCGGACAAUGUGUUAUGAUAGCCCUUGGAGGCCUGUGACUUCUUUUACAAAACUGAUGAUUGCCCUUUGAUUCAGGUUGUUUAAUAGAAUAUGAGUGACCUCUUUACCACCAUCUGCCAGAAUAUUGCACCAUCCAUUAACUGGGCAGUUUCACUACUUGCUGGGUGUUUGGGAUAUGGUUAGUUAUCACCUUUUCAGGGACUUUGGCUGUCAGUGGAAGGUGAUAGGUAUACGGUAGGAUCAUUGGAGUUUGGUCAUGUUUUUUUGGAGGGAUAGAGGCAUUAGCAGGGGUUAGUGAUGGAGUAUGUCUACUGCUAGAUUAGGUCAUCCUAUAGCACAAGGUGCUUUCCCUCCAUAGGGAGAUGCAAUGACAAUACACGGAUUCUGAUGUUUAGAUGUUCUGUGCAUUCUGUUAGAAGUACUCAGGCCUAUAAAAUUUAGUUUCAUUGAUUUUUCAAGCUCAGCCAGUUAUGUACGGCUCAGCAAUUACCGUUAGAAAGCAGGAAAGGCCGUAAAAAAUACUAUAUUCCUUAGAUGCCUUCUACCAUGUUAUUAUCCUGGCAAAUCAGCCCAGAACUGUAAGAAAGAGCCUGGUAUCAGCGACUGUCACGUGUUAAUAGUUCGAAAGUAACAGGAAAUCAGCUGAUACCGAUACAACCACCCUGUUUAUCACGGGUGUCCAAACAUGGACUUUCAGCUGCUGAAAUGCACCUUUUCCCAUGAUUAUAGGAUUUCUAGUCCAGCAAUAUCUGAUUGUCUCUGGAUACAACACCAUCUGCUAGAACUUGGACAAGUCCUGCAGUGCCACAACAUGGCUUUAAUGGUGGCCGCCCCUCCCCAGCCUGUUAAAUCAUCUAAUAAUCAAUCUGAUCUCCCCAGCCACUGAACUGCCAGGUGGACAAGCGUUUUCUAAGUAGUUUUAUCUAUAAGGAACCUCCAGGAAAGGAAAGACGAGGCAAGAGGUCACAAGCCGAUUCUAGACCCACAAAACUCUGAAUGUUUUAUACAGGCGGAAGCUGCUUCUAAUUGUAAUAAAUACACAGACUAUUUCUCCUCUUGCCCCACAAACCUUCAAUGUCCUGUGAUGCCAUUUGCUAAAAAUCACAGGCUGUGCCAGUUGUCCAUAGGAACAGGUGCCCUGGCUUGUCCCUUUGGCUUUGACAGGGUUUUUGUUAAUAACAUUUUUCGGCAGAGUAAGAAGCCCUUGUUUUGGGAUCUGCCAGCUUUAUUUGCGUGUUCCACUCCGGGGUGGGGAGCAGCCCUUUUUUAAAAACAGUUGCUUGAUUUCUGUAUGUGGCCGAGAAACAGUUGUCCUGCAAAGCGAGAAAUGUUACAACAACUGUGGUUCGUGCCGAUAUGAGGAGGGCAUUUAGAGGGUACGGGCCAUGCAGAAAUGCAGUCCUAAAUAUGAGUCUGUGAGUACAGCCCCAUGGAAGGGGCCUGAACACAAAUUCUGAGGAUUUUAUAUUUACAGACAGUGUAGCAGGAUUCAGGCCUAUAGAUCGCUGGCAGAGAAUCAUGGGAGAUGUAGUCCACAAAAUCCGUAAUGCCAAAAGUUAACCAUCACUUGAUUAGGUUGACCAGGUCCCCUCCCCUUCCUAUUUAUAGGUCAGCCACUCAUAAAAAUCUGUCCUUUGAUUCUGUGUGUCCUUGGAAACUCUUAAUAUGUCUUAAGCGGAAAGCCAAAGUAUUGUAUCACGUACAACAAUUCUCUCCGUCAGUAGAAAAUAUCUACAAUAUCCAUAGUAAUAAAUGUGAAGAAUUGGAAUUAUUCACAUUAUCUAUAAAUACGUGUGUAUGUUUCAGUCCUGAUUAAAUCCCAACAGUGUGGUCAUGUUACUGUAACAUUUACCCUGCUAUUGGACAUGUUGCAUGUUGUGAGGUGUAAACGUGUAUCCCAAAAUGGUAAAAAGGGGCUAUUCUUUGGCUAGAAGCAGCAUCUGAGCAUUAGGAAUAUGAAAAGAUUAUAUCUUGGGGCAUGCUGGCACUAGGUACUUUUAUUUUGAAUACAUUUUUAAUUGAACUAGUUUUGUCGCUUUAGUUGAGAACACAAUGUUUCUCAUGUGAUCCAGAUGAGGUGAUUCCAUUGGCUGAGACAGAGUUUUGACGUAUGUUUCCUGCGAUUUGAUGGGAAGCUGUGUCUCUAUUGUUUGUGGGGCUGGAUAAUGUGUGUAUUUCUGAUUAUUAGUAAUGACUGUCCCACUACUCUUUAUUAUACUGAACCGAAGAAAGAAAAUAGCAAUCAUAUUAAUAAAUGAAUCUAACUUUCAUAUACAAUUAACUAAACUAAUGGAAGGUGAUUGUUUCCAUUCUUUACCUGAACUUAUGUCGAAGACUAAUUGUCCAUAGAAGCUGACACUCUGCUAGAUAAAGUCAUUCUGAGAAAAUCCUGUUUGGACACGAUUAGCAUAGUGAAACUUCUGGUCAUAUUCUGGAUAGUAUUACAAUGUAUUUAUAGAAGUAGUUACUUGCAUGAAAAGACAUUGGUGCUAAAAACGCUCAUCUCAUCUCACGAUGGCACUUUCACUGAGAGGCAUUGGACAUCCAGCAACCAAACAGAUAAUGUGCUGUCCUGAUCUGUAUUUAUUUUUCAGUUCAUGCUUGGGGAAAUUUAUCUAACGUGUUUUAAUCGGGAAAGUAGCGGAAAGUUUUUAAGUGGGGCAGUCACCGUGGAAACCAAUAUUGCAAGCUCUAACAUUCUGUUGGUUUUUCAAACACUUUGCAAUCCUUUUUGGAUCAUGACACUUUGAUAAAACUCCUGUUAUCUGCCAGGAAUUGUCUUGUGUGUGCAGUUGAGCCAGGGAUUGUCUGGAGGCUUCUUGUCAUGGUGGUAUGAGAUUUUCUGACGGAAUAAACACAUUUAGCUGGCUUACAUUAACCAUUACAUUGCUUUUAUCGUACCUCCAGCACCGAAAGGGUCAAAACCAGUAUGUGCGUCUUUGUGAUAGGUUAAUGAUCUCUCCUACUAAAUUGACAAGUGUAUGUGUUCGAAUUAGAUUUAAGGACAAGCUUUGCAAUGAUCCUCAACAUCCUGUUUAAAUCCUUACUAAGCUGGCACAACAGACACUAUUAAACCUAUUGUUCUUGCCGUCUUCGAAAUGUAAUAUUGAGCGAUGCGGCAACAAGGAGGGAAUUCUCAGGGACCAAAUCCUAAAAAGUACAAGGAUGAGAAAUAGUAUAGGACUAUGUUAAUCUGGACCCUUUAUUUCCUCAAAUUCACUUUAUUUAUUAUUUUAAUAUCAUGUAAAAUAUCUUUACAGUUCUGAUAUUAUUGUAUUUUAAUUAAAAUAAAAAAAACAUAAAUAAUUUAGAAACAAAAUUAUUAAAUCUGAACAGAAUACUGUUACACAGGACUUGACAAAUUCAAGGAGUCAGAUAACCUGUGGCACCUCAAAUAAUUACUGCUGUUGCCUACCAUUUUCAGUUAUUUUACACAGAAAUCUUGUGGCAUUCCUUUACUCCACGUUGACCUCCAACUGUCCCAGGUCGGGAUAGUUAAUGCCAUCUAAUCUCUUUGUUCCUUUCUAUAUUUCUGAAACAGUAAUGCAGCACAACGUCUUGCUUACCUCUCUCUGGUGAUGAGUGAGUUAAGUCAGUUCAGCAGGAGACUUACAAUUAUUUGCAAUUCUGGCUGUUUUUGGUAAAAUGAAAUUUAACACUGAUCGUUCUUAACAGCUUCAUCCAAGCGAUGAGAGAAAACAUAACAGGCUCCUGUGUGUCAACUCGCAUUACCAGCCCACAAUCUAGAGGGCAAGUUUGAAGAGGUAGGCCUCCCAUUGUAUUGUUAUUAUUUGUUUUAAUUAUUAGCGAGAAUAUUAUUGUUAGUAUUCAAGUAAAUUUGGAGUUACCGGAUUUUAUAGCAAAAAGUCCAUUGUUUGAUAACCCAUUAAAGACCUCCGAUGAUCUGUACCAUCAUCACUGUCUGGUGUCUUAUUUGCAAAAAAUAUAUUCCCACCUAUUUAGCAGCAGCCUGGUUACCUAGAACUGAAAAUGCUAAAUAAAUGAAUUUUCACCAAAGGCAUAGAAUUUCCCACACAUAAAAAAAUAAAUGAAACACAUGUAGUAAACAGAGCGUGGAAAAGUCUCCCAGCAGAGGUGGUAAUAGGAAAUACAGUGAGGAACAUUUAGUACCAUUGAUUAAAUAACAAACAAAAAAGGCAGGAAGUAGCGAAAUAGCCAUGUGGUUCUUAAAAACGGUUUCUGGUGGGCUUAUUCACUUAACGUUAAAUUGUAAGCUUCAACAAUAGACACGUUGGAAAGUAUUUCUGGUUUGUAAAUUCUAACCUACAAUUUGUAGUUUACUGUUUAUAAACCUCUUUGUGUGCAUAGAUAUAGAUGCCAAGCAAUGCACAUGUUCUCACUAUAUAUGUACAGUACAAGGUAUAGAUCAAAAUCUCUGCCCUGUCACCUGCACAUGGCAUGUAGUGUUGGAUAUCAAAUGACACACUAUAUAAAGAGGAAUAACGCAAGGCAGCUCACUUUAAAGGAGCCAAGUACAGCUGGGGUCAGUAAGUCAAGUGUCUGGCUCUACUAGUGAGCGGUACUUCCUGCCUGAUCACCACAUCUAACCCAUCUCUGUACAGGACUGGCUGGAAAUUAACCUGUUAUAUCCCUCCUACUGCAUUCAGGAAGGGUUCUGUAUUGGGUAAUAGUGUGUUAUUUUACUGUCUUCCUGAAACGUAGCAAUUUUUAACCUACUGAUGAUGAGCAGCUGGCUGAGCACCAUGGGCUGUGUAGUCCAGGUUAGCCUCCCCCUACCCAGACAUGAUACUUUUCUCCUUGGUGUCAUAAUUCCCUAGAGUUUCAGCUCCUAAGUCACACGCUUCACCCCUGCCUCACAGUAGCGCAAGAGUUGCAGCGCACUCAGGCCUCGCAGGAAUGAGCGCAAGCUGCAUGGACGACUUCUGUAUGGAAAUGAAGAAUUUAGGCUAAUGGAGCUCAACCAUUUCUAAUUUUGUGAUGGCAAGAGGAUUUUGAUUGAAAGUAAUUAAGCAAGCUAGCUGUAAAAUUAAUUAAAGCAGGGAGGGGGGGGGAUUUUUAUUGGAUUGGAUAGCGAUAUAGCGGCUGUCAGAUGGGGGACGGAUGGGGGUGACCUGAAUUCUCUGCCCUCCCUCCUCCCACCCGGGACGUUUAUGUCACUUUAAUCUCCUUACAGCGGCUGGUGUGCAUUUGUUUGAAAUAAUCAAGGAAAUAUGGUCAGAAAUUGUCAGCUUUCAGAUCUAAUUUACCUGACAGCCUCUCGCCGGAGAGGGGGACGUUGUGCCUCAGUGUGGGCUUGUGUGUGUGUUUGUGGCUGUGUAGUCAGCACACUGCUUGUGUUACCUGGGAAAUAUUGCUUAUUAUAACUGUCACUCCAUGUCUUGUCAUGUUGUGUUCUCCCCAAUGAGGGUGCAUGCACUGAUUACUUGCAUUGAAUGCUGUCACCAAACGAUGCUGAUUCACUGAAUGCUGCUAUUUUAUACCAUCUGCCCCCUUCCACCUCCUGACGGGUUUAGAGUCUAGCGUGUAUAGGAUUAGCACCGUGGCUAUAAUUCCUAUUUCCAUAUGGCAGACAACAGCUAAACCCGUGGCAAUCCCGCUGUUAUUUCCUGCCAGCAAAUAAGCUUUUAUGUAUGUGGAUAUUGUCACUUAAUAAAGGUAAUAACAGUGGAUCUUUCCAAACCCGAAAAUGAUCUCCCUCACAUAGAAUACAGGUCAGAUGGGCAGGGUUCGUUACUAAAGUGUAGAUAGCAAGCGUGAAUUAAAAGUUUCAGGCCAAAAUAACAAUAUGGCAGACAUGGAGAAUUUAGAGAAUAACCCUGCUGAAUUUCCGAGCGAAUGUUCAGAUUCAUACACCGAUAUACUACAAACCAAUCAGAAUGUCUCAAGCUUCACGUCUGCUCCUUGAUAAAUGAUCUGCUUGAACACAGGUGUAAAGUGAGUGAUAUCUAUAUAAUCGGAGUUAUGAUCGGAUUCACGUUCCUUCUUUAUCUUGGACAUUUGUUGCGUCCACUGAUAAUGAUGUCAUUAACAUAAAGAAAAAAAUAAAUACAUUGGUUUUGGUAAUUAUUACGGAAAUACAAUGUGUCUACUACAUUUGUAUUCAUUAGAAAUAAAGGCCAGCUCCUUGAAUCCUAGCAUGGGGGUAACUGCUUUUACAAUAAAUGGGUAUUAAUUGCAUGCAUCUUCCGCAUCAUGUUGGCAGCUGUGCUUUUUACAAAAGACUCUUUCCACAAGUAUUUGCCACCCAAAUGCAACCGGUUCAGCCCUUCAGUGCGCUGUGACCUCUUAGGACCCUGUUUCUUAACAGAGCAAGCUGCCUCUGCAACAGGCCCUUAUUCUAGGAUUCGUUUUCUCUGGCUCCAAAGCUGACUUUUCCUGCCAGCAUAGGGCACUGGAAAUUGCUGGCACUGCCAAAACCCAGUGUGUGCGAGAGCUCCCCAAACAUCCCUUUAUUUUUAUUGUUCUGUUAAUUACUGUUUAAACUUUAAUAAGUCACUUCGUCAGGAGGGGAUCUCUAGUGAACUGAUCUGUGCAAACAGAGCGCUCCCGUGGACCUCGCUUAAAUCGGAGCCUUUUCUCCAGUGUGGGAAUGUUUGCUUAGGAGAAAAACCUGUUAUUUUAGGGAGAACUAACAGAAAAUAAGAAUUGCGACAGUUAAAUUAUGGGAUCUGCGAAGCAGACAGUUUCAGAGGACCCUGGCCAUGUGAAGUCAUUCGGACACACGGGAACGGGGAUGCAAAAAAUGUAGCAUGGCAGCCAGACACACUCACAGUAGCUGAUAGAAUCUUGUAAAGCCUGCGAGACAUGCAGGACAUUGAGAUUGGAGACACCUGUGCAGCUUCUCUGAUACCUUCAAAGAUGUGCUACUUAUCAGGGGUGCAAGUUUAGAAAUGUAAAGACUUUUUUUUUGGGGAGAUGCCAGUGUUUGUGUAUUUGUGUAUGUAUGACGGUAUGUGUAUAUGUUUGUGUGUAUACUGAUAGACAGACAGAUUGAGAGAGAGACAGACAGAUACCUGUGGUUUGUGAACAUAGGUGGGGGGGGGGGUGUGUAUCACACAUGCAGAUAAAUAUGCAACACAUCUGUCUCCUGUGACUAAGGAAAGCUUCGAUAAAAAAGCCAGGAAAUUUCCAUAUUUGUGUAAAUUGCUUUAAAAGCAUUUUAUCUUGUCAUAAAAAGCCGGAGUGCUGUGCGAAUGGUCCUGGCCUGAGAUGAUUGGACAGCAGUGCACGGCUGCUAAUGGCCAUUUUGCUCCAGGGUGGCUUAUUAAAAAAUUUAUACACAAAUGCUUAAAAUUGCAUAAAUUAUUAAAAAAAAAAAAAGAAGAAGAAGAAGAAGAACCAACUAAGCAGUUUAAUCACAACCCCUCCUCUCCCACUGCCGUCCAUGACAAUGAAGCAAACACAAGCAUGAUUUGUGUGUGUUUGUCGGGCAGACAUGACAAUGCAGAGCCGUUAAGUUGUAUCAUGACAGGCUAAAGCUGGGCUGGUUUGGCAAAGCAUGGGACAUUUGUAGGGUGCUAUGGUGUGUUGGGGUGCAUAUGGACAAAUAAAGGAUACUAUGGGGUGUUAGGGUAUAUAAGUGUAAUGACAGCUGGAAUGUAUAGCUGUAUAUGGGCAAUCGAUUGCAUGCCCGGGUGUCUGUGGGUAUAUAUGGGCAGCCUGUAGAGUACCUGGGUAUAUGGGGGCAAUCUGUAUGGUGCUAGGUGUGGGUAUUUGGGGGCAAUCUGUAUGGUGCUAGGUGUGGGUAUAUGGGGGCAAUCUGUAUGGUGCUAGGUGUGGGUAUAUGGGGGCAGUCUGUAUGGUGCUAGGUGUGGGUAUAUGGGGGCAAUCUGUAUGGUGCUAGGUGUGGGUAUAUGGGGACAAAAUGUAGGGAGAUGGAUGUGGGUAUAUGGGGGCAAUCUGUAGGGAGGUGGAUGUGGGUAUACGAGGGCAAUCUAUAGGGAGAUGGAUGUGGGUAUAUGGGGGCAAUCUGUAUGGUGUUAGAUGUGGGUAUAUGGGGGCAAUCUGUAGAGAGAUGGGUGUGGGUAUAUGGGGGCAAUCUGUAGGGAGAUGGGUGUGGGUAUAUGGGGGCAAUCUGUAUGGUACUAGGUGUGGGUAUAUGGGGGCAAUCUGUAUGGUGCUAGGUGUGGGUAUAUGGGGGCAAUCUGUAUGGUGCUAGGUGUAGGUAUAUGGGGGCAAUCUGUAUGGUGCUAGGUGUGGGUAUAUGGGGGCAAUCUGUAUGGUGCUAGGUGUGGGUAUAUGGGGCAAUCUAUAUGGUGCUAGGUGUGGGUAUAUGGGGCAGCUAUAUGGUGCUAGGUGUGGGUAUAUGGGGGCAAUCUGUAUGGUGCUAGGUGUGGGUAUAUGGGGGCAAUCUGUAUGGUGCUAGGUGUGGGUAUAUGGGGGCAAUCUGUAUGGUGCUAGGUGUGAGUAUAUGGGGGCAAUCUGUAUGGUGCUAGGUGUGAGUAUAUGGGGGCAAUCUGUAUGGUGCUAGGUGUGGGUAUAUGGGGGCAAUCUGUAUGGUGCUAGGUGUGGGUAUAUGGGGGCAAUCUGUAUGGUGCUAGAUGUGGGUAUAUGGGAACAAAAUGUAGGGAGAUGGAUGUGGGUAUAUGGGGGCAAUCUGUAGGGAGAUGGAUGUGGGUAUACGAGGGCAAUCUGUACGGAGAUGGAUAUUGGUAUAUGGGGGAAAUCUGUAUGGUGCUGGGUGUGGGUAUAUGGGGGCAGUCUGUAUGGUGCUGGGUGUGGGUAUAUGGGGGGAGUCUGUGGGAGAUGGAUGUGGGUAUAUGGGGGCAGUCUGUGGGAGAUGGAUGUGGGUAUAUGGGGACAGUCUGUAUGGUGCUAGGUGUGGGUAUAUGGGGGCAGUCUGUGGGAGAUGGAUGUGGGUAUAUGGGGGCAGUCUGUAUUCUCUGCCCUCCCUUUAUGGUGCUGGGUGUGGGUAUAUGGGGGGCAGUCCGUAUGGUGCUGGGGUGUGGGUAUGGGGGGCAGUAUGGUGCUAGGUGUAGGGGCAGUCUGUAUAUGGAGAUGGAUGUAUGGGGAGUCUGUGGUGCUGGGUGUGGGUAUAUGGGGGCAGUCUGUGGGAGAUGGAUGUGGGUAUAUGGGGGCAGUCUGUGGGAGAUGGAUGUGGGUAUAUGGGGGCAGUCUGUGGAAGAUGGAUGUGGAUAUAGGGGCAGUCUGUAUGGUGGUGGGUGUGGGUAUAUGGGGGCAGUCCGUAUGGUGCUGGGUGUGGGUAUAUGGGGGCAGUCUGUAUGGUGCUAGGUGUGGGUAUAUGGGGGCAGUCUGUAUGGUGCUGGGUGUCGGUAUAUGGGGGCAGUCUGUGGGAGAUGGAUGUGGGUAUAUGGGGGGAGUCUGUAUGGUGCUGGGUGUGGGUAUAUGGGGGCAGUCUGUGGGAGAUGGAUGUGGGUAUAUGGGGGGAGUCUGUAUUGUGCUGGGUGUGGGUAUAUGGGGGCAAUCUGUAUGGUGUUAGAUGUGGGUAUAUGGGGGGAGUCUGUAUGGUGCUGGGUGUGGGUAUAUGGGGGCAGUCUGUGGGAGAUGGAUGUGGGUAUAUGGGGGGAGUCUGUAUGGUGCUGGGGUAUGGACAUAAUUGCACAAUUUGUAGGAUACACGAUUUUUCUUUAACUGUGAAUGCCAACUAACAUUGUAUUCCUGUUGUAUUUUAUACCCCUUGCCAUUAAAUUGCUGCACUCUGACUGGGGAUGAAAUAACAGGCAGAAAAGGCAGCACUACACUGCAUGCUGGGAUUAUACGUGAAUAUCUGUAUCCGCCACCAUUUCCUGUCUUUACAUCUUCAGUAUUGUCUGAUUUGAGGAAUACUGUGCUAAUUGGGAAACAGAUAAUUGGGGCAACGUUUUAAAAGUGCAGCAUUCACCAUCAAGGCAAGUGAAAUGUCCCUACAGAUUCUUUUCACUUCAGUGGUGAUUGUUUCAUUGUCAACACUUUGCCCCAUCAUAAUCUCUAUAGCUCCAACAUAUUCCACAGCGCUUUACAAUAUUACAGAAGAUAAUUGACAAAAUAAAGUCGAUGAGGAAGAAGGCCCUGCUCAAAUGGUCUAUGAAUUGGGGUAGAAUAGCAUAACAUAAGUAAAUUGUACAUUUCUAAUUGAGUGAAUACUCACCAAGUCACAGACAGAUUGUUUAGCCUGUUCCCUAGGCCCCCUGCUUUAUCCCAACAUUCUUACAAUGUAAAGGUGAGUAAAGGGGCCAACUGCACUUCUACCACGAAAUUCCAGUCUACCUGAUUCUCAGCUCUCCGAGCACCUGUCCAUCAAACAGCAGGAGCCAUGGCUAGCAAUAUAGAAACCAGUAAAAAGUUGCUCUAUCUAGGCAACAAUGGCUUUGCAGAACCCCUGGCCACGGAGAGAGCCUACGGAGCAGAUGCUUUACAGGGCAAAUAUAGUGUAUUUAUGUAAAGUGCGCUGGAUGAUGGCGCGUUUGUGUGAUAAAUACACAGAUGUGAGCGUGUGUGUUUUUGUGUGAGUGGUUGUCCUAGCAGGCUGGUUUGGGCAAGCAGAGCUGAGCUGGCUUUACAUUGAUUUGUGUCCACAGCACAGCUGACGACCUCUAUAGAGGAACACACAUAAUCAGCCCUGACGCAAAUUAGAUGGUUAUUCGUUUUGAAAAUUGACAGAAAAACAAUAAAAAAGAUGAAAUGCUCCCAAAUCAAUAGAUAUAAUGAAAUUCAAAUAAUCCGAGAGAUGAGGUCUCCAUGGCAACUGAUAAUGUGGAAAAGAAAACAAUUUAAUAAAGGACAGACACACUUUGCAAACAGAUUGGCAAAGGGGGGGCGGCGGGGGCCUGGUUACUGCGUCUCCGUGAAGGAUCACUGUCCGUCCCAAGGACGGCUGCAAUAAUUAAGAGGGCCUUUCGGUCCAGAAAGUGCAGAUUCAGGUUUUAAUACACAAAAUUAUUUCAGGAGCAGUGAAUCGGAAAGUCGUUUGUUUUGACCUUCCAGUGAGGCCUGCAGCAGGGCAUGCCGGAGACGCCAGGGCUGGAAGGGCUGAGUUAUGGCAUAUUUGUGUUUUUAUAGAGCUGAGGGGAGGGGGAGAGGUUAAACAGUAUUUACAGCUCACUUGUUUUCAGAAGGAGAAAGAAAUCGAGUUUAUGGGGAAAAAAAUACAAGAGGUGGAUUGAUUUUUUUUUUUUUUUUUUUUCGUGGUUCCAUAGUUAGGAAGCGUUGGGAAAUAUCGGGGGAUUGUACUUUAUAUUCCUCUCCUUACUGCCAUACGGGGUAUGAUUGGCACCCAAUACAUCUGUAUAUUCUAUUUCAUUAUAAAAAUUGCACGAUAACCUUGUUUUAAUUUGUGUGGAAAACAUGAAAUUGGGACUGUCCUGGUGACAUACAUGUUUUCCAACGUGCGUUUAUGGGGCUAUAUUGCCCUGUAUUGCUGAUGAACUUGAAAGGUCAUUUACCGUGGAUUGGAUGUUGAUGGAAACUCAUUUCUAAGCUCUAUAAUCCGGGAGGAGAUAGAACACAUUGCAAAAUACCACUGGGUUAAGCUUUCCUCCUCUGGCCCCUAAUAACCUUAUUCUAUAUUCUGCUAAAUUUAAAUCAUUGCUGCAUGGGGGGAUUCCUUUACCCAACUGCUGUCCUUGAGUUAUUAGCCAAAAAUGAAGCAUUGAAGUCUUCUGUUUCAAAUGAGUUAGACACACAAUCUCCUUGGCUGUACCCAUCCCACCAUGAUGCCUUUUCUAUCUUUGGAGCCCCCGUAUGAGGUCUCCUGAGACUGACAGUUUGGUUUCUAUAUGUUUAACAUUUUCUGUUAAUUUGACGUUAAAUAGAAACAUCAACACAUUUUUUUUAAGCUUUUUGAAUUCUAAAUGUUACAGUGUGCCCCAAAAAUUGUAUGUUUGUUUAGAGUUUAAAAGAGGUGAGAGUAACAGUUAUUCUGUUUGGGUAUUUUCUUUAACCUAUUGUACAAGCAGCAGACGUGUGGUAAUCCACAUGUUUAUGUAGUCCUGAGUAUUUCUCUGUGUGAAACAAAAACAUUCUUUGUUUUUAAAUGAGCGUGUUCCUAAUUUGUAAUAAUGUGUAUGGGAUAUAGACUCUCAUCUCAUUACAUACACCAGUGUGGUGCCGGGCUGGGCCAGACUUCUACUCUCGACAAAACAGGCAAAGGUACCGUGUUGGAUUGAGGUUGUGGGACUGUGGAUUAAACGGAAGUCACUGUCCUUUGAUGGUCUGCAUGUUGCAGGAGACAAUCACUUUUUGUCCAUGAAUGUUAUAAAGAGCAUUUCUGUCAUCUUUAGUGAGUCUGACCAUUCUCCUCGGUCCUGUCAUUAAAAAAUAGGUUAUGUCAACAACACAGCUGCCUGAUAAUUGCCUUUGUUUAUUGCACCAUUCUCUGUUCGUUCUAACGACAGUAUUGCAUGAAAAUGCUGACUGAUUUUGAUAAAAUGGAACCACCGCAGUCACUUAGCUCAUAUGUCAUGCCCAUUCUAUUUGGUUAAAUCUCUAGCCAUGUCAACAUACUUUAUAUACGGAGUUACUCUACGUGAUUCCCAUUCAAGUUUAACUAAACUCCCCCUCCAUGAACUCUGUUGGGGGAAUAUUUGUUAAAGUACCUAAAUGUGCGACUGCAGCUACAUCCAUCUCCCCGGACAGUUUAACAUCAUCUCGGUGGGAUUUGUUGAAGUUACUACCAAAGCUGAGCAGUGCUUUGUUCAUUAGGUCUCAAUAGUUCUAAUGGAGGCACUGUUCCCUGUUUCUUGCCAUAGUCGCCAUAACCACUUACUUUAGUUUUACAAUUGCAUAAGGAAAAAUCUAUUCAAAAAUCACCAAGUUAGACUUUGAGAACAAGUAAAGUUUCCAACACCCUCCAAAGUAUAGCUGCGAAAGCAAAUCGACCCUGUUUAGCUUUUUAUGUUGUGGACAUGAGAGUUCUUGUAGUCUCUGCGUGGAUGAAUACACUCUGUGCUCACAUUGAGAAUGUUAAAAUAAGUAAAUAACUUUAAGCCCAAAUCAAGAAACUAUAAGAAUUGGCAACAUUUCCCCAGAAUACCAUGGAGACAUAUACAAACACUCACAUCAGGAGCUUUUCGAUUAAAAUCUCCUGUUUUUGUAAUUUCAUUCAGAAAAUGGCUAAUGCAUUAUGCACAACUUUUAGACCAAAGUAAAUGUUUCUAAACCCCAAAAAUCCAGGGGUGCAACAUCCAAAUUUGGAGAUGACCCAAACAUUAUGGAAAUGAUUUUCUUAUUUUCGUUAGGUAGCAAGCAAAUGGUUUGUACGAUAAUAUGUCAGGGAUUUAAACGUUUUCAGAAUUUAGUGAUAUUGUCUCUGCUAAUGGUUAUAAUGCCACAGUUCCCAACAUAUAUUGCCACUAUAUAACCUAUAUUCCCCUGUUCAUGCCAGUUCCAGUGACUGGCACCCGUUAUUAAGAUUUGGCUGAGAUUUAGCGGCUCAGUCGAUGUCCUGGGAAGGGGAUACAUCUUAAAGAAGAAAUAUGUGCUUUCUUAAGCAGUGCUCACACUGAAUGAAAUGUUCAGAAGUCUCGCCAAGGGGUAACUCUUUAUUUGCAAGCAGGGAGUUCACAGUCACACAGACAUAGCUAUAAAGCAGAGUUCAGGGAGCUGACAGCCGGCCCUGGAUUAGGAAAUCUAUAACUCACUGCUCCCCCAAAGCCCCCCCAAGACGGCAUGAUUUACUGAUAUGGAGUGGGAGGAGGGAUGCCUAUAAUAAUGGGAGCUGGGACACUGGCAGUGACAGUGGUAAAGGAAGAACAAUGCAAAAGACAAUGGCAUUUAAUGGACUGCAAUGCAGGAGUCUAUGUCCCCAUUAUCGGAGGACGUGAUGUACACAGUGCGGUCACACAAUAUGCUGGGUAUUAACAGAGGGCAUUGUAAUGGGGCUUGUUUAAACAGGAGACACGGCUGCCCACUAAAUAUAAUGUCUAUAGACAUUGUAAUGAGACCCUAACUAAGCCUGCAGCCAGGGAUGUCAUAGAUCAAAAAAUUUCAACUUCCUUCUUCAACUAUUUAUUUUUUAAUCUAAAAAACAAGAACCGAGAUGAUGUGACAAAGUCCAUAACAACUGAAGCGCUAUUUCAGUCUCAGCCAUUGCAGUAGAAGGACCCGUGCCAUGGGCAGUACGGGCAACCCACCUUCAUAAGCCAAGAGCCCAGCCAUCUGCCUUCCGGACUGUAUGAGCGGUCAUUUAGUAAAUCUUAGUUACCAGACACUAUAUAUAUAUAUGGGCUAGUAUACAGAUUGUAUAGUGGGGCAAUAAUUAAUUCAGGCUAUAUAAGGGGGUAGUUAGAGAAUUAUAUGACAGCUGUCCCAAUACCCGGGGUAGAUUUAAGGCUGUGUAAGUGGACAGUUAGAGAAUGAUCUGACAGCUGUCCCAAUACCCAGGGUAGAUUUAAGGCUGUGUAAGGGAACAGACAAUGAUAUGACAGUGGUCUCUAUACCCGGGGUAGAUUUAAGGCUGUGUAAGGGAACAGACAAUGAUAUGACAGUGGUCUCUAUACCCCGGGUAGAUUUAAGGCUGUGUAAGGGGACAGUUAGAGAAUGAUCUGACAGUGGUCUCUAUACCCGGGGUAGAUUUAAGGCUAUGUAAGGGAACAGAGAAUGAUAUGACAGCGGUCCCCAUACCCGGGGUAGAUUUAAGGCUAUGUAAGGGAACAGAGAAUGAUGACAGCUGUCCCAAUACCCGGGGUAGAUUUAAGGCUAUGUAAGGGGACAGUUAGAGAAUGAUAUGACAGCGGUCCCCAUACCCGGGGUAGAUUUAAGGCUAUGUAAGGGAACAGACAAUGAUAUGACAGUGGUCUCUAUACCCAGGGUAGAUUUAAGGCUAUGUAAGGGAACAGACAAUGAUAUGACAGUGGUCUCUAUACCCGGGGUAGAUUUAAGGCAAUGUAAGGGAACAGAGAAUGAUAUGACAGCGGUCCCCAUACCCGGGGUAGAUUUAAGGCUAUGUAAGGGAACAGAGAAUGAUAUGACAGCUGUCCGUAUACCCGGGUGGAUUUAAGGCUGUGUAAGUGGACAGUUAGAGAAUGAUAUGACAGCUGUCCCCAAACCCGGGGUAGAUUUAAGGCUAUGUAAGGGAACAUAGAAUGAUAUGACAGCGGUCCCCAUACCCGGGGUAGAUUUAAGGCUGUGUAAGGGGACAGUUAGAGAAUGAUAUGACAGCGGUCCCUAUACCCGGGGUGGAUUUAAGGCUGUGUAAGGGGACAGUUAGAGAAUGAUAUGACAACGGUCCCCAUACCCGGGGUAGAUUUAAGGCUGUGUAAGGGGACAGUUAGAGAAUGAUAUGACAGCGGUCUCUAUACCCGGGGUAGAUUUAAGGCUAUGUAAGGGAACAGACAAUGAUAUGACAGUGGUCUCUAUACCCAGGGUAGAUUUAAGGCUGUGUAAGGGGACAGUUAGAGAAUGAUCUGACAGUGGUCUCUAUACCCGGGGUAGAUUUAAGGCUGUGUAAGGGGACAGUUAGAGAAUGAUCUGACAGUGGUCUCUAUACCCGGGGUGGAUUUAAGGCUGUGUAAGGGGACAGUUAGAUAAUGAUCUGACAGUGGUCUCUAUACCCGGGGUAGAUUUAAGGCUAUGUAAGGGAACAGACAAUGAUAUGACAGUGGUCUCUAUACCCAGGGUAGAUUUAAGGCUGUGUAAGGGGACAGUUAGAGAAUGAUCUGACAGUGAUCUCUAUACCCGGGGUAGAUUUAAGGCUGUGUAAGGGGACAGUUAGAGAAUGAUCUGACAGUGGUCUCUAUACCCAGGGUAGAUUUAAGGCUAUGUAAGGGAACAGAGAAUGAUCUGACAGUGGUCUCUAUACCCGGGGUAGAUUUAAGGCUGUGUAAGGGGACAGUUAGAGAAUGAUCUGACAGUGGUCUCUAUACCCGGGGUAGAUUUAAGGCUGUGUAAGGGGACAGUUAGAGAAUGAUAUGACAGCUGUCCCCAUUCCCGGGGUAGAUUUAAGGCUGUGUAAGGGGACAGCUAGUGACUAUGACACUGGUCCCUAUACCCGGGGUAGAUUUAAGGCUGUGUAAGGGGACAGUUAGAGAAUGAUAUGACAGCGGUCCCUAUACCUGGGGUGGAUUAAGGCUGUGUAAAGGGACAGCUAGUGAAUAUGACACUGGUCCCUAUACCCGGGGUGGAUUUAAGGCUGUGUAAGUGGACAGUUAGAGAAUGAUAUGACAGCUGUCCCUAUACCCGGGGUGGAUUUAAGGCUGUGUAAGGGGACAGUUAGAGAAUGAUAUGACAGCUGUCCCUAUACCCGGGGUGGAUUUAAGGCUGUGUAAGGGGACAGUUAGAGAAUGAUAUGACAGCUGUCCCUAUACCCGGGGUGGAUUUAAGGCUGUGUAAAAGGACAGUUAGUGAAUAUGACACUGGUCCCUAUACCCGGGGUGGAUUUAAGGCUUUAUAUAGGAGGUAGGGGAAUCUUGCAGCUAAAUUCUGUGACAGGCCAGGAUGUGCCCCUGUGUAUUGCCAACCAUUCAGGAGACACUGAAAAUUUCUCAGGACCUGUCGCUAAAGAUUUAAUAUUUCUUUGAAAUGAGAAACGAUUCUCCAAUGAAUUUGAAGAGCUGUGGAAUGAAUGUCACCUCCCUUUCAGUUUCUGCUGCCCGCUGAUUUGAAUAUUUAUAAAUAUCAGUAAAUUAUUUAUCGGGGCAAUCUGCUGUAUCAUUUAACAAUUGCUUUUAACACUUUGUGUUCUUCAGCUGUGUCUGGAACGGCGCCUAGCUGCACGACUUCAAUCUACAAAUAGUGAUACCUGAAAUUUAUAGAUGAAUCUGUGUAAUUUCCUGUGUAAAAUACAUUUAUAGCACAUGUAUCUCCACUACUAAUAAAGAACCAACAAUCAAGAUGGGUCACGUCAUGUUUGUUACCAAUUUGUUGUAUAAUUUUAAAACAUGCAGUGAUAUUAACAAAUAUAUACAGUUGUGCAACUGUAUUAUUUGAAAAUAAUAUAUAUAUCCUGUUUGGGUACUGAAAAAAAUAUCCCAAGAUUUUUCUAAAAUGAAUAUUUAAUAAUGUUCUGAGAUGUAACUGUAGGUGACAAUAUGUUUAAAUACAGUUACAUUCAGUUUGAGAAUUGUGGAAGGUCUAGCUUGCUUGAACUGUAACUCCCAUUGCGGCUGAGGUAACAGGAGCUGUCAUGUUCUUAAAUACUGGAUUAUCACAUAUACCAGAGCUCAGGACGCAUGUGGCUCUGUAUGCCCACAGACAACAAGAGAUUGCAGUACCACUCUCUGUAUGUUGCCCUGUUGAUUGCUACGUUUGUGUAAUAAGUCUCUGAAUGCCAGUUUGUAUGAGAACAUGCUCCCCUGAGGUCAACUUGGCACAGUGCUACAGAGGCGACAGGUCCGUGUAUUGCCAAAGGUACAGAUGGCACCGCUCAGGGGUGAAUAGUCUGGACUGAAGAGAGAAAAUCUCUUUAUCAGACAAGACUACAGUAAUUAGGUUUGCCUAAAAAAAUUCACAAUAUUAAAUAUUUUAUAUUUUUGUUUUGUGUUAAUAGGUGAUGAAAGUGGCAAAAUUAGCUUGAGGUGUCCAUUUUAUAAUUCACUGUUGGCUCAUUGGUACUUUGGCUCAGUAAAUGAGUAAUGGCAGGGUGAGGAUGAUAGGAAUACUUCGGACUCCAUAACUGUAUUACUGAUAUAUUUAACAGAUCUUCCCAGGUAAAUUGGAACCAAUGUGAAGAGUGAACAAAGAAGAGAAAAUAUAUUGUCGUACUCUUCUAUAGACUAGAUAAGCAUGGCGUGGCCUGGGUGAUUUUAUAGGCAACAAAUUGGCUGGUUUUGAGUUAAAUAUAAGAGAGCUGAAAGUUUGCUUUGGAGACAGGGACCUUAGCUGAUCCCAUUAUUGCUAAUCAGUUGCGUGGGUCAGUUUACUCCCCGUCAGCAGUCUACAAACUCCUAGCUGCCCCAUUCUCAGAAAAAGAAUCCAACAAUACAGAAAAUACAGACGCUAUAUACAUAUCUCCAUUGGACAAAAUGAGGCUCUGUUUGCAGCCAUAUCGCUAUUAAUCUGAAGCCUCACUGUGAGAGAAAUCCCCAUGGUCGUCGGCAAGGGAUCGCACAAAUUCAAGGUCGUUUCCUGAACUAAAAGCAAUAAUGUGUUUUAUUGAUAAACUGUACAGCAGAGUGCUGUGUGCUGUAUACAUAGAAAUACAGAGUCGUGCAGUGUGGCUAUUAGGACAGCACAUUGUUUUAUGGGUCCUUGUCAUAUACACUCCGAAAUACGGGGAAACGCUCAGCCUCUGGGAAGACACACAGUUACGUGUAAGCUACAAUUUCCCAUAAUGCCUAAAGACUUUGUGGGAAAUGUCAAUCAAACAGAAAUCUACAGUACCCAGAUUGUGAGCUGACAAGCAAGGUAGGUUCCCAAGAGGGUUCGCUUCGAUGGAAUCCCCAUGGGCCGAUUGUGUGCGGUUCUACGGAAAACUCAAACUGAACCAAAAAAAAGCUGCAAAUUUAAAUUGCCAUCUAGGCCAUCAAACAAAUGGUCCCCCUCGUGCCCUCGAAUAAACAGUCUCCCCUAGGUAUGUCCCCCAGAGAUAGAUCAUAGGUGGCUAAACUGGGCACCCCGCUUAUUUAGAAGUGCAAUUCAGAAAAGGCUUGCCACCACUGCCAGAAGCGGAGAGGUGCUCAGACAGCCACCAAUCAGUAAACACGGCCGGUUAAAUCUUGGUCGAUUCUUGGGAGUUGCUGUUGCAGUAGGGAGGCAGAUAAAGGGUGCAAUCAUUGUUUGGAGCAUUGUUUGAAGAGGAAGCUCUGUGUGUAAAUACGGUAGUUGGUGGAAUGAGAUGAAAAGUUCCGUUUGACAGGCCGAGUUUAUAAAUGUCUUCCUUAUAUUGAUGUGAAAUAAAAUCAUUUUUGUUUAGCUAAAAUUAAAUAAAACGGGAUGUUUACUUUAACAGAGCAAUAAUAAACUUGGCUGAUUUAAGUAGAACAGACACGGAGGGUUUUGUUAUUGACUCUUUAAAUGCCAGUGUGCACAUUGCUCGAUGCUCAGAUCAUUAAAAAGGUUAAACAUCGGUUUUCCAGACGCAUAUUUCAUGUUAGAUAGAGCAGAUUUUUACUGCGUUUCUAAACACGCAAUGUGGGAAAGGUGAAUAUUUCUGUCCUAAAACAUGAACCUCUAUAGUUCAUAUUCCUCAGCCCCUCGAUGGAGAGUUUUAUGAUGUCAGCCAACAUGAGGAAAACAAUUGCAAUUUUUCAGAGUAUAAUAGAAGAGAUGCCUUGUGAAUAGUGACGGAGAAGUCUACCAUUAUAAUAUGAUUUUAAAAGGGACAUUUCAGAAAGUGAGCAGAGUUUUAUAUAAAUCACACACCUUUAUAAGUAGCGUUCUAGGUGGGCUUUUUAUUUUUGUUAUUUCACAGCUUUUUUGGUGGUACACUUUUGGUUAGUUAUAUUUGCAGCAGACAAAGCUGUCCACGCGGUGGUCUUGGUGUUGUUGCAGGGAUUCGUACAUUAAUGUUUCUCCAAAGGUUCAUCUGGACUGACUGUAUCUAUUUCUCAACAUUUACUGUCUCUCUUCCUUCAGUCUACCCUGGGCACUUCGCUCACCCUUUUCCAGCUUUCAAUCAUCUCAGAUCUUUUAUCAUUGUCACUCACCCUCCCAGUCAGGCUGUCUCAGGGGGUUAGCGGACAAAUUCUACUUUUCUCUGCACAGUCACUUGCAAGGUGCAGAUUGCAUACGGCAGCCUUUCUGCGUUAAACAGAGAAGCACUGGAUAUUAGACCAUUGCUGGAGGAAAAUGUAUCAGUGGAGAUAGAUUGCUACCUAGCUACGAGCGCUGGUCUGUCUGUUUCAGACCCACAUCUUGUAAAACUCCACUCAUAUUACAGGACCUGUCAAGAGUUUAAGUUGUGCAGUAGUCGCGUUGGCACAUUGACAACAUGUUUAACCUCCUGUGUGUUGCUGCUGCUCUGUCAGGUUAGCGGAUUAUAGCUUGGAGAGCACUGUAGGGGGUCUGACUUACCCCUACUUCAUUGCCGGCAAGAUUCUGGUUAAACAGACAGGGUGAUCCCCUCUGAGCUGCAGAUUUGUAUCACUUGCAGAGGUCGCAUCGAGCGAGUAGCGGGUCACUAAUUGAUAGCUUUGCAUGUGUUUUUUUACUAGCAGCUUAGAACUAAUAAUGUGUUUUCUAAUCUUGAGCUGAACAACAGUACGAAAGCUCAUAACACUGCAAAGCACAGAAUUAAGGUUAUUCUACAAUAUGGUUUGCAAAGUAAAAAGCCUUUGUAGGUUUCUAAAGGAGUUUGUAUCUUUAAGUAGUAUAACCGCUCUCUGUUUGCACCAGAUUUGCUUAUAUGUAAAUACAUUUCCUAGACCUACAUGCCAGGGCUGUAGGGCCACCUAGAUCCUUAGAUCUGAAGUGCUUGAAUGUGUUACCAUGUUGGUGCAAUAAUUUUGUGACUAAAUUUUGUGCAAGCAGUAAAUGUCUCUCUCUCUUUCUUGGUUUCUUCCUCCUCUUUAGCUGAAAGAGGUGUUUGCACUGACGCAACCUCAGGAAAGCCGAAGAUGGCUGCCAAACGAAAAGGCGGCCUGAAACUAAAUGCAAUCUGUGCCAAACUCAGCCGGCAGGUGGUCUCGGAACAUGGAUCAGAUCUAGGAGAUGCGGAGCCAGGGCCCCUGGACAGCAGCGACAGAGAAGGUGAAGCAGAUCCCACGGAGGGUCUCAAUAAUGAUCAGCGGAGUGCAGAGGAGGACAAGCGGCGCAGGGAGGUGAUUGAAAAAUGGGUCAAUGGAGAAUAUACAGACGAACCUCCUGAGAGGAAGGUGAAAGAGUUCAAAAGGAUAGGUGUUGCAGAGCUGCCUCCUGAAGGUGUCUACAUGGUACAGCCCAAGGGGUGCAGCGAUGAAGAAGACAACACCGAGGACCCAAAGAUCACCCAAAGCAACAGAUACCCGGAGGAAAAGGAGUCAGAUAGGACUGUCUCUAAGGACGCUAUAGAGGCAGCUGCAAAACUAACCUCAGGGGCUUCUUCAGGUAAGUGACCCUGUGCAGGCCCCUUGGCAUUAAACUCUAGUGGCAGAAAUCUUUAGAGUGCCCAAAUCGGCCCAACACAAUAACUAGUCUUGCCUUCGAUGCAAUAAGCCUUAUUUUAUUCCCAGUUUGAGACCCUGCUCUGUGCUACUGGGAGAAUGCGGCAUACAGGGCAUUAUCCCCGAGGAGGCCGACACAGAGUGUGGGUUUUGUGCUAGAUCGCUGCUUGCCUGUUAUUGGCGGCCAGACUGCUGGCUCUGACUGGCAGUGCAAGCCUCAUAAUUAUGCAUGAAGAUAUAAACAGAGCUGUUUAAUUAUCCUUCACAACAUCAGUGACAAAGUAAUUAAACAUUGUGAGAUCAAUGGGAAGAUGUGUGACCUUCAGCAGACGCCCAAAGCAAAGCAUUUCCCUCGAAAGGGACAAGGUGACUCCACUCAUACGAAGACAGGGCCACACAUAGACAUGCGAGCCAUAUUCAGUGCCAAGGUGCUGGGUGCACUACUGACUGGGGAUCCCAGAAACCCGCACCAAGCUUGUGUCAGCGUGGAUCCCGCACAGUGAGUCCCCUGACAUCGCACCAGGUCACAGCAGGGAGUCCGAUUUAUAGCUCACAAACACCAAGCAUUUUAAACAGGCCUGCACCUCCAGCGGAACUGGUUAUUGUAUUUAAAGAUGGCAUGAUGUCUAUAUAGUACCUAAAUCUAUUAUUAGAGAUACAGUAUUGAUAGAAUUGUUCAUUAUAGCAGCCAGAUGUCUCAUCUAACCUGCUGAAAAACAUUUCACACUGGGGUUUAUCCACUAAACUGGUCAUUUUGGAGAAUUGAUAAGAAAUUGCAAGUUUUGAGGAAACAAAAUAAAUAUUUUAACUUAAAAUUUGCUGUCAUUAACCAAUAGAAAGGUAAUUAUUCAAUAAACUGGUUUCUGGAUUGGACUGACCACCAUUAGGGAGAGGGAUUGGUUAUAUUUUACAUAUAAACUUAAGCUGACUGGGAAUAGAGAAAUUAUAUGACACACGGUUUAGUAAAUACAGUUAUUAUAACCAUUAUUUUAGUACAGGCAUUCAGCAAAGCUUUGAUUCUGUCAUUUUUUAUUUUUCGGGAUGUACAAUACGGGCGUAAAACGAAUAUUUACUAGAUGGUGGAGAUGACAAGGCAGGCCCCUUUACUGAAGUUUUUGAACAUUUUGGAAUUUCUAUGGAUAGAAUCUCACUGAACAUUAUCAGUGAUGCCAAAACUUCCCAAAUGUUAGGUAAUAAUUGAUGUAUGUCUAAAGAAAAGGAAAUGUAUUAGCAGUCUGCGGGAUAACAUUAAAAGUAAGAAGUAAUGAUUUAUGGAUCACUUAUUGAUCACACUGCAGUUUAGCACCACUCUGUAUCCCUAAUGUUGUGUCCUAAUCAAUAAAGGCAAGAGGCUGAAUGAUGUUAUAAAGUGAGGUAACAAUGUGAGUCACUGUCCUAUAAAUAUUGUUCAUAUUACACAUUAACUUUACCCAGAUCCCCCUCCUUAAUCAGGGCACAGUGUGCAUAUAGAAAGUCUGCAUACUGUGUAUUGCACGCGCACAGCUUUAUGAGGCCACACAGGUAAAUUUACGAAGCUCUCUGUGUCUUGACAGACAGGACUUGGCUCCACUUCCAGCAAAAUGACUUUUUCUUCAUAAUAGGCCAAAGAGAGAGCAGAUACAUUUUAUGAAAACUUUGUUUAAUGUACUGAAAAGCCAUCGUUGAGAACAUUUAUUGAAUUGAUUUUCCUGCCAUUGAUGAACUCUAUUUUAUUCUACUCCAGUAUUAAUUACCUUCAUUUUUUUUUUUUUUCCUUUUUUCAAACAAAUUAAUUUAAGUCAUAAAACGUGAGACAGACGUGUGGGGAAGGAUAAGACUAUCUCUGUGUCUGGCCAUUAACACUGAGCAUUUACCUCUUUUCACACAGGAGAAGCCUCAUCUUUGCGUGAAUAUGCAGCCAACACAAUGAGCGAAUUCCUUGGCAUGUUUGGGUACACGCAGCCCAAUGUACGCGAUGAACUGGCAAAGAAGAUUAGCUUUGAGAAGCUCAAUGCUGCUACCUCACAGUCCAUCUCUGCAGAAGACCUCCUCAGCAAGCGGGCCAGAUUCUCCAAAUAUGAGGAGUAUAUCCGGAAACUGAAGGCUGGCGAAAACCUUGCCUGGCCUACCCAGGUGACCAAGUGUGAAGAACUUAACUCUAAAAACCUUCAGGCCAAGGAUGGUGUAGGCCAGCAACCAGCACUGCAGCCACUGCCCGCUAGGGUCCCUGGGCAUGAGGCAGCCAUUCUUCCAGAGUCAAAAGUCACUGUUGUACCCCUGCCCACUGCUGGCAGCUCCCACAUGCAAGGCCUAAUAUCCCGACCUUCCAAAUACGACUUUUUCAUUCAGAAGUUAAAAACGGGAGAGUCCUUAAAGACGCAGAAUGGGAACACCUACAAGAAGCCCUCGAAGUACGAUUUAGAGAAUGUCAAGUAUCUUCACCUCUUUAAACCGGGAGAGGGGAACCAAGAUAUGGGAGGCUCCAUAGCUUUUAAGACAGGAAAAGUGGGACGCCCUUCAAAAUAUGAUGUGCGCAAUAUUCAGAAGCCUAUCCCACAAAAGGCAGCUGCAGUUGUCCCCAGCUUAUCCCCAGCACCCAUCACAAGCACUCCUGUCCCCCCUCUGCCAGCAGCAGAGCAGCCUGUGACUUUACCCUUCAACACUCCUGAAUAUAUGAAGUCUACCUUCUCUAAGACAGACUCUAUCACUACAGGGACAGUCUCCACAGUCAAGUAAGCACCAUCAGACAUGUAAUGAUUGACUUGAGCCAUUCUCAGCUCACUUGUUUUGGGCAGGCGUUGUUAGAAAGCUAGCUCCACCAUACAGCAUGUCCUAGUGGACACUAGAUGCACCAGGUGUAGAAAUCUAGUGGUCAAAUCCGAGGAGAUGCAUAAAAGCAGAAAUAUAGAUAAUUUCAAGAUGUGUGCUGGAUAUGUAACAUAUAUGAUCCUUGUAGUAUGUAACUAAAUAAUAUGGACAUUUAUUUUUAGCAAGCACAGACAGUCAAUAGGACUGUGUGGUGAGUUUACCAGGUGUAGUGGGCAGAUAGCUAGAGGAUAAGACAGGUUUGGGUCUUUGUCAGGGAGGAGUAAUGCAGGUUUGGGUCAUUGGCCGGGAGGAGUUAUUCAGGUUUGGGUCAUUGGCAGGGAGGAGUUAUUCAGGUUUGGGUCAUUGGCCGGGAGGAGUUAUUCAGGUUUGGGUCAUUGGCAGGGAGGAGUUAUUCAGGUUUGGGUCAUUGGCCGGGAGGAGUUAUUCAGGUUUGGGUCAUUGGCCGGGAGGAGUUAUUCAGGUUUGGGUCAUUGGCAGGGAGGAGUUAUUCAGGUUUGGGUCAUUGGCCGGGAGGAGUUAUUCAGGUUUGGGCCAUUGGCCGGGAGGAGUUAUUCAGGUUUGGGUCAUUGGCCGGGAGGAGUUAUUCAGGUUUGGGUCGCUGCUUGGGAGGAGUAUGGGCUUUGGUAUAAGGGUACAAUUAUGGUAGUCCGUGAUUACUUGAUAUGAGGGAUGUGUUACAGUGUGCAUGGAGAACCGAUAAAGAAAGGACCUUGGACCAGUGAUGGCCAUAUCUGGUACUGUAGACGAUUGUGAACUAUAUUACCCAUUAGAAGGCUGGCUAAGCAUCAUGGCAAAUGUAGUUCAGAAACCUCUUUGGUGUCCAGCUUGCCCAUCGCUGGGAAGGUGUUUCUAGAUAAGAGCUGGGUUAGUGGCGAUGUACCUAAUUUAGACAAAGUUGGGCUUGGGGAUUUUGGGUAAAGGUUACUAACAUCCAGAUCCGGGAGUGUGGCACGAGACGGAGCUGGGUAGGGCGCUGAAUGGACUCUAACCAGCUCUGCCCUGUCUUUCUCACCAGGAAUGGACUGCCCCCAGACAAGCCCCCAGAAGAUGUAAAUAUUUACCAGAAAUAUAUUGCCAGGUAUGGAGAUGGGGAGAGUCGAUUCUGCCUGUAGGUCCAUGUCACAGACUCUGCCAUUUCUCUUUAACAUCCUCACUAACCUUUCACCCUAAUGGGUCAGGGAGAUCAGACACCAAUGCCUGGAAACCACUCUGCCAAUUGGCAGGCUGUGUGCAUCGGUGUGAAAUGAUUGCAUGGCGUGUGUAUUUGCAUGUGUGUUUCCAUACCAGUUAGUCAAUUAUUAUUGGCCCAAUCAGUGUUUGUAAAGUUGAUCCCCUGCACGCCCUAGGAUUUGUCUGUUUCGAUAGACCGGAUAUAUCUAUCAGCCCAUUCAGAUACCUUUCUCUCUCUCUUUCUCUCUCUUUCUGCUCUUCCCUGUACACAUUCUGUUCAUCUCUGUCUCCUUCUUUGCUUCCUUUUGCACCUGGCCUCCCUAACGGAUUCUCUUCCCUUUCCUGCAGAUUUUCAGGUAGCCAACACUGUGGACACAUUCACUGCGCAUAUCAAUACCGCGAACACUACCAUUGCCUGGAUCCAGAAUGUAAUUACCAGGUGAGAAGCCGCAAUACAGCCUCUUACUCCUAGCGUUAAGGCUUAUAAUAGAUAAAAACACCUACACACAGAUUGCAAAGAUUUCUCAGAGCUGGUCACUGCAGUCAACUAACCAACGAUAAUGUUCAGGUUUGACGGUUUAAAACGUCUAAAGGAGCCACAUUGUGACAGAUGUAUCCAUUAUUUACAGGGAAAAACAUUGGUUAAAGGGGUGUCAAAAGAAAACCCACCACGUAUUCCUCCCAUGAUACUUUGUCAGCCUUUGGGGGUCUACCUUUUGGCUAUCCCUUUCUUGUAUAAAGUAACAAAGUAUGGUAUUUAUUAAUUAAUUAAUUUAAAGUAAAUCACGCAGUGUGUGCCCAAACACUGCUCAGUUGCCGCCAUCUUUUCUGGAAAAACACACACACACAGAGCAGAGAAUUGGCUGUUAUAAUGCCAUAGCCUAAAGCAAGAAUGUUUAUCCACAUGUAGCAUUAGGGAAAAGCUGUGAUACUGCACCGAGAGCUCUACAUUUACCUAAAUGAGCCUUUUUUUUUACUGAAACUGACCCUUCUUGUGAUCUACUUUCAGAGAUUCACCAGUAAGCAAGACGUGAUCCGACAUUACAAUAUGCACAAGAAGCGGGACAACUCCCUUCAGCACGGCUUCAUGCGUUUCAGCCCAUUGGAUGAUUGCAGCGUUUACUACCACGGCUGUCACCUUAACGGCAAAAGCACACAUUAUCACUGUAUGCAGGUAACUUCCCCAGUGAUUGGACUUCCAGCCAGAUAGAUGGGGCAUGGGCCCAUGAGGAUUGUGGGAGAUGUAGGUCCGUCACAGUCUGUUGGUCAAUAACCGGAGAGACCAGCAAUGUUUCAAUCAAGUUUGGCAACAGAUCGUAUUCUCCAUUGCUGAUUCUGUGACUGGCAAAAUUUUAUGGGAAAUGUAGUCCAGCAUACAUUAUCCCUGUUUUCUAGGCUUACUGUCUGAUUAUCUGUAAAUACGGUAGUUUAGCACCCUGCUCUGUUAUUCCAGAUCCACCAUUGCCGCACCCUACACUUUGGUGCAGUUGCAGGUCCAAUCAAGUCUUGCUUCUAAACAUUUAGGCUACACCCUAUCCUGCUGCCUUGUCUACCAACCACCCUAUUACUUCUAGAUAACUUUAAUCUCUGUCUACUUUACCCCACAUUACACUGCACUGACUCGUGCAUGGCAUGAGCUUUACAAUAUUUACAUUCAUUGUCUGAUCUGUACCAUGUUAUCACUGCAACUCCCAUCACGCUUAAUCAGAAUCCAGUAGGUUGCACAGUCGUGUGUAAAGACUAUUUUAAUUGGAAUUGAACAAAAUUAUAGAGAUUUAAUAUAUAAAUAUAUUAAUAUCUACAUGUUAGGAGACUUACAAAUACCUAAUACCAUAUUGCAAAUUCCUGCACUUUACACACAGAAUGCCGUUAUAAUGUAGGCACAUUUCAGGUUAUUCUAUAACCAUGAAUUUUGGGGAAUUCACCAUGAAAUGGCCAAUUAUUAGAUGGUGAAAUAGAAUGUUUCCAUUUAGCCUCUUUUUGCCUAGAAUUUGCAAUUCCCAGAUGAAGUCCCAGAAAUUCACUAAAUUUUACUAAUUAACUCUGUUUCUUGCUGCUGGACCUAACUUUGUGACCACUUGCUUGGUCUUUACCUCGUAGUACGGUGGCUGUCACAACUCCCACUAUCCUUAUUUUGGCUGUAGGUGGUUAUGCAGGUAGCAAACCUACUCAACCUUUGACAUCUGCUGUUAAUUCACAAUACUAGUAGAUGCCUGAGCAUGCUAAGAGGUGUAGUCCAUAGCAGCUACAAAUAUUUUAAUGAGAAAAAAAAAUUAAUGGAAAAUGCAAAUCCCUUCCUCAAGGUGAUCCGGUAAUCACGUUCUCUCUGCUCCCAGGGUGGCCUGAUUGCUAAGAUCUGUCUGGGAGUGGGAGCUUUCACUGAAUGUCUAUCAGUCAAUGAUUGUUGAAUAAAAGUUUUCAAAGGAACGGGCAGUGAAUUUUUGUGCACACAGUUUGCUGCUCACAGCAGCUACAGAACCUCGAGGAAGCCUAGUCCUGCUAAGCAGUUACUAACCUCGACUGUCUGCACGCUCUGGGUGCACGACAAUAAUAGGUGUGAUUAAAAAAAAUGAGUAGCUUUUGCAGGACGCACUUUCUUUAUGUCCUUAAUUGGUGUGGAUAAAUUUCAGUUCCUUGUUUAUACAAAGCCCACAUUUUUCAGUCUUUAGCACCAAGUGCCACAUUGCAAGUUAUCCCUCAGCCGCUUUUUGUUUAAUUCUAUUUUUCCUCGCUGAUCCCGUGGUGGGUUCUGCUUUUUUUCAAGGUGUCACCACUGAGUAGGUUUUAUACUGCAAACAGCUGGGAAGGGGUUUUUUUUUUUCGCUCUGUUUUUUUCUUUUUUUGGGUAUUUGUCAGGCUUUUGUUAUUGUCUGCUCUCAUCAACCUGCUUGUGGGUUGGGAGUGACAGAAGGAAGGCACAAGAGGUAGUGCUGAGUAUAUUAUUUUUCCCUGUCGUUUGAGAUGGAGCAGACCCUGGCACUCAUCUCAUGAUUUUUCCCCUCGCCUGCCGCAUUUUCAGAUUCCGCAGCUUUUUUUUUUACUCAAUAUGGCAAAGUUGCCCGCUUUGCCUGGAGACAUAUGCCAGAAGAAGGACAAGUUGAACAUUCCAUUACGUGACGUGUGCUUGGCGGUAAGAUGAGCUUGUGUAUCGUGCUACUGCAGACACCCCAACACGGGCAGUAUCUGGUCCAUCUCAGCACUUCAGUUUCAAAACAUUAACAUCUUAUUAGGAGCAAUAAUCGCAAAAACAUCCAGUUGGUCUUGGAACAUUUCUGUGCAGUGAAACAGAAAGUCCAUAUAUUACACAAAGAGAAAUGUUCGUUGAUGGAGAGGUUAAAUCAUUCCAUUGUAUCAAGCUCAGGAUUCACCUCUCCUAGUUUAAAAAAAAAUAAAAUUACUUCUAUGAUUCAACCUAAAAGCAAUCUUACAAAAUUUGUAAUAUAUCUGUAUGUGAAUUAAAGAUAAACAUUGAUCAACUCCAGGUCGGCUGCAACAAGGUUUAUACCAGCACCUCAGAUGUGAUGACCCACGAAAACUUCCACAAGAAGAACACGCAGCUGAUUAAUGAUGGAUUCCAGCGCUUCCGAGCCACUGAGGACUGCGGCACCGUGGAAUGCCAAUUUUACGGGCAGAAAACCACACACUUUCACUGCAGGUAAGGAACAGCAGUAAUCAAUAAAGAGGUACCACAUAAAGGACUGUAAGACAGCAAAUGGUUUGCUUUGGUUCAUUGUAACGGGUCCCUGGUCGUUGAGAGCCAAGCAUUAGAAAAUAAUGUCCCAAAAGUUGAGAGUAAUUUAGGUGUCCUCAUUGUGUUCGUUAGAACAUCAUUAUGGAAGGAGACAAAUUGUCUAUAGACAGGUUGAUGGUCAUAAUGUUACAGUUAAGAAUGUUUUUGUAUCUCUCUGAAAUUUGCAGGCGACCAGGCUGCAGUUUCACGUUUAAGAAUAAGUGUGACAUAGAGAAGCACAAGAGCUAUCACGUAAAGGACGAUGCUUACGCCAAGGAUGGCUUUAAGAAGUUCUAUAAAUAUGAAGAAUGCAAGUAUGAGGGCUGUGUGUAUAGCAAGGCUACUAACCACUUCCACUGUAUCCGCACCGGCUGCGGCUUUACCUUCACCUCUACCAGCCAGAUGACCUCGCACAAGCGUAAACACGAGAGGCGCCACAUUCGUAGCUCUGGAGUCCUCGGCCUGCCGUCUUCCUUAAUGGGAGGGAAGGACAAUGACAUGGAAGAAUCCAGCAAUGAUGAUCUCAUUGACUUUUCUGCUUUGAGUAGUAAGAACUCUAGUUUGAGUGCCUCCCCCACCAGUCAGCAGUCUUCCGUAUCCCUGGUCCCUACUAUUUCUGAGGCAUCUUCUCCACAGGCUCACAAAGCCACCAGCACCAUUCCACCCACUACAAAGAUCUCCAACAUCCUGACCCAAGCACUGCCCAGUAGCAUGCCCCUGGCUCUGGCAUUAUCUAGUUCUACACAACUUGGAACUGGGACAUACUUUCCAAUCAUAAGUAGUCGUGGUGGUUCCUCUCUUCCCAUCAACUCUACAAACAUAAUGCCCAUAGCUGCCCCUGACUCCUCUCCGCAGUCUGCUUCAGGUGCCAAUGAUCAAAAUAGCACUUCGCCAGCCUCCACUUCCAUUAUGGAAAGGAUGUCAGCUAGUAAAGGUUUAAUCUCUCCAAUGAUGGCAAGGUUGGCAGCGGCAGCCAUCAAGCAGUCUCCAUCUCCUGAAUCAGGUGAGAGUGGUUUGGAUAAAUAAAUAUCAACUCAUCACGCCUUUAUAUUGUUUAAACAGAUUAUGCCAGUGAAAUCUGCUGCAUAUUUAUUUUUAAAUUAUGUUUCAUGUCACCAUAGGUAUAGGACAACCAAUGGCUCGUGUUUGUGUAGGACCGUUCAAAACAGAACCUGCAGACUCAGAAGGGACAUUGCCCCAAAACAGCUCUCAGGAGCACAGCCUGGACCUGAGCUUGAACAGGUGAGCAGUGAUCGCCGACAUGUUGCAGCUACUUGGGAGCAAACAAACAGCAGUGCAGUAUGUCCAAGCUUUGAGUUUCACUGUAACUAAUGAAGGAUAUUAAGGUAGCUUCACCCAUUCCCAAAACUACUUUGCACCUGGUGAAUGGGAUUGUGAGGUUACGAAGGAUUCUCCAAAUCUGUAUCUCUCUCUAUUCUGUCUAGUGUAGGUGGAGACAUAUACCAGUUGGUUGGCCGGCUGGAUGGAUAGAGGAAGAUAUAUUGUAAGACAGUAGGUUAGAGAGAUUAGAGGAAACCCAGAUUGUUUUCCCAAGAGGACUUAAGUAUGUGCUUUUAAUUUCCAGUUCUGAAUCCAAUGGACAAGACACAAAUCCCGAUCCAUCACUCCUUCCUGCUACUCUGAACAAGGUGAGGCUCAUGUAAGAUAUUGUGUGGUGAGGGCACAAUGGUCACACAGUAUGAUUGCAGACCCUUUAGUAAUUUAAUAUAAUUUCAAGUAAGUAAAAUCUGUCAGUAAUGAGUAUUCCUAAAUGAAUGCUUCAAGAACAGAGGCAGUCACCAAGGGAGCAGUGAUUCUGCUGUAAAGGGGGGCAGAAAUAUUGCACUGAGUGUUGCAGUGAAAAUGUUGGCUUCACCAAGAUGAGUGCUCUUGGUAAAGUGGUAGGUAGGCAGUCAAACUGCGGCCCAUGUGAUGGCUAAUGACAUUUUCCAUGUCUUGUCUCCAACACAUAACAUACAUUUACACUAUUAAUAUACAUCAAAUUCAAAGAGUGCAUAAACACUCAACAACUUUUAUGAUCUACAGACCCAGCACUCCAAUUCCCAUCCAGGGAACCUCCCCAGUCUAAAAACAGACCCAGACAGCAGUGACUCCGGAGCUGGAGAGUCCACACAUUACCUAGGAAAGGUAAUGAAGGCGCUCGCUCAGGAAAAGCAGACGGAGCCCUGGAGAACCUAUCUGCGCAGGUACUGGGAGACAAAUAAUACUUUUUUACCCACUCUGCUGGCAAUCUGUACAUUGCAUUCACUACUUCUUUUGUGUAUAAAAGUUCUUCCUUGCAUGUCUUUGAUCCUUACCCACGUCUUGCUGUGGGAAAGGCAUACUACAGUGAAGUGUUUUGCAAGUUAUAUUGCUUUUUGUUAAUAUAUAUUCCAUGUUAAUACAUGUGUAAGAAGGCGUGCUGGUUUAUGUACGGUGCGGAGUGACACAGUAUCAUGUGUUGCUAGGUUUGGCCCGGCAGAUGUGUGUGAUGCGCAGUGUGAUUUCCUGCACAAAUUGCAUUUUCACUGCAUAGUGGAAGAAUGUGGAGCCCUCUUCAGCACCAUGGAUGGUGCAAUCAAGCACGCCAAGUAAGUGGUAAAGAGAUAGACAAGCUCUGGAACUUGGCCGCUUAUUUCUCAGCCUCUCUAAUAAUGCUGAUUCUUUAUGCUCCCCACCCCUGCCAUUUUUUUCAUAGGUUUACUUGUAUAAUUGCAGCUUCCACUUCAGGACUGAUGUGGGUACUCCGAAGGGCAGCUCGGAUGUGCAUUUUGCGGGUGACAUGAAAAUCUCUUCAGAGGCUUCACCCCCGUUUCCCUCUGCUGUGGCACUUGGCUGCGAGGUUACUGCUCCCUGCUCCGCUGCUGUUCCUUCUACUCCGACAUUGCUGGCAUGGAAACAGCUGGCAUCCUCCAUCCCUCAGAUCCCUCAAGUACCCUCCUCAGUGCCCAGUCUGGCAUCCUCACCCAUUGCAACAACAUCACUGGAGAACGCAAAGCCUCAAGUGAAACCAGGAUUCCUGCAGUUCCAGGAGAAGUGAGUGCGUGAGUCCAAAGACUUGCUUAGUGAUGGCAUUUAAUGGUUUCCUUCCAUAUCCUGCUACUUUAAACUCCUCUUACACAUCCAUAAUCUCAUUCUUCCUUCCCACGUCUGUGACUAACCUGUGGCAUGGCAGGAAAUGGGCCUAGGGUGCCACUUUUAUGCCCGUCAUGUUGGAAAUCUAUUUUCAUACUUUGUAUGAAGUGUUUUGUGUGCUCCACUUGCAGUUUUUACCCAGUAUGUUCUAGCAAAGUGGAGCCAGUCUGACGUGGGCCAGUGGUAUGAUCUUUACAUUGUCAUUGGAUGCAGUAACAUUUUCCUUGUGUGGUUUGUCUUUCCAGUGACCCUUGCUUGGCAACAGACUGCAAAUAUGCAAACAAGUUUCACUUCCACUGUCUUUUUGGAAACUGCAAGUAUGUGUGUAAAACGUCAGGUAAAGCAGAGUCCCACUGUCUGGACCACAUCAACCCCAACAACAGCUUGGUGAACGUGCGAGACCAGUUCGCUUACUACUCUCUCCAGUGCCUAUGUCCCAACCAAGUGAGUGGCACUAUCUGGCUGGCAGGAGAUUAAAUAGGAGCCUAUAAAUACUAAGCAUCAAUAAGCAUUGAAGUGGAGCUGUACAUUUAGCUGACAUUGGAUGUGUGAGUGGUACAUUAUAUAUGGACAAAAGUAUUAGGACACCUGACCAUUACAUCAACAGGGACUUUUAUGACAUCUCAUUCUAACUACAUAGACAUUACCCGCCUAUGCAUCGGAUGUUCAAUCCGCUUUGGGACAAGAGAGCAGAUGCCUCUCCCGCCUUUAGGGCUCACUAGGCCUCUAACUCGGAAUUCCGUCACGAGAACUGAGCAAGUGAGUACUUACUAGGAGCCCAAUAUGUCACUUAGAACUCCGUUAUAUAUCAGUGUGAAAUGAGGAGCUCACUCCAUCCUUGUUUGCUCACCACAAGAUUCUAAAGUGUUUCUGCGCUAAUAUUUGCCCAUUCAUCCAGUAGAGGAUUUGUGAGGUCAGACACUGAUGUUGGAUGAGAAGGACUGGCUCGCUAUUGCUGAGGUCAGUGCUCUCUGUGGGCCAGUUAAAUUAUUCCAUACCAAACUCAUCCAACCAUGUCUUUAUGGUCCUUGCUUUGUGCACUUGGGCACAGUCAUGCUGGAAUAGAAAAGGGCCUUCCCCAAAGUGUUCCCACAAAAUUUGAAUUAUAGCAUUGUCAAAAAUGUCUUUGGACAAAGAUUUCCCUUCAUUGUAAGUAUGUAGUUUAGUCCAAAACUUGAAAAACAGCCCUAUACCAUUAGCCCUCCACCACCAAACUUUACAGUUGGCACAAUGCAGUCAGGCAGGUAACAUUCUUCUAGUAUCUGCCAAACCCAGACUUGCCCAACAGAUUGCCAAACCGAGAGGCGCAAUUCGUCACUCCACGGAACACGUUUCUACUGCUACUGAGUCCAGUGGCGGCGUGAUUUACACCUGUCGAUUAAGCUCCCAGCGCAGUUUUUGUGCUGAUAAUGGAUGUUUGGAACUCUGACAGAUUCAGCAGAGCGCCGGCGACUUUUAUGCAUCGUGCACCUCAGCGUUCGGUGACCGCGCUCUGUGACUUUAUGUGGUCUUCAGCUUUGUGGCGGAGUAGCGGCUGUUCCUGAAUAUCUAGCAAGGAUGAAAUUUUACAAACUGACUUAUCGCAAGGUGGCAUCCUAUCACAGUACCACACUGGAAUUCACUGAGCUCUUCAAAACGACCCAUUUGUUCCACAAAUAUUUGUAAAUGCAGUCCGCAUGGCUAGGUGGUUGGUUUUAUACACCUGAAUUCAAUAAUGAAGAGAUGUGUCCCAAUACUUUUGUCCAUAUAGUAUAAUAGGAACUACUCGUUCAGUGAGGGCAAUAGCUCUGUAGCUGCCAUGGUAGGAGUGGUGACUAGUGUUAUAUGUGGCCGAUUUAUAGUGCACAGGUGGGGGUACUAUAUAAACAUAUAAUUAGUAUUUUAAUGAGGUUUACAGAUUAAAUGUGCUUCUGUUUGUUACUGAAUACCAUGUUGACUCUUUCCCCAGCACUGCGAAUUCCGGAUGCGAGGGCACUACCACUGUUUGCGUCCAAGCUGUUACUUUGUCACCAAUAUCACCACUAAACUGCCGUGGCAUAUAAAGAAGCACGAAAAGGCUGAACGGCGAGCAGCAAAUGGAUUCAAGUACUUCACCAAACGCGAGGAAUGUGGGAGAUUAGGUCAGUACCGCCAUGAAUUAGAAGGUGCUGUAUUUUAUAUGCAUUCCACCUUCCCAUCCUCUCUACGUUUUAUUAUUUCCUGUGCAGACUGCUCUAAUAUUUAGUUGCAAUAGAGGUGGCAUAACUACGAAUAAAUAAUGGAUGGAAAGAUGUACUAUUGUGUGUAAAAUGCACACUGAACUAUCCAAGCAUUGUAAAAACGAAAGAAGAAUGUAGCACACAGAGCAGGCACUUUCUUCAUAUGUAAAAAAUGUAUUUUAAUUAUCACAUUUGAAGUGGCUCUUUAAUAGUCUUUGAAAGAGCCACAUGCAGUGUAAAAACUUUUCUAAACACAAUCAUUUGCAGAAAGCAGUAGGUUUUAUAUUAAGAAAUAAAAAAUAAAAAAAACUGGAAUGCUGUGUCUGCCUGGGUACAACUGGAUAUUUUUAUAGAAAUAAAAUACCACGGGAUACCUUAACUCCCUCAUAGUCGGGCAGAAUUACAACAUGUUCGAUCACUCUGGAAGGAGAGACAUUUAAGUAAUCACUGUUUCUGGUGGCGGUGGAGAAGGGGUUAACUUAAAAAAGAGAGAGACUGUGUUCUAUUCUUUCAAUAAUUGGGUGAUUUUGUUUCAGCCUUUGAACAAGAGGCCCCACAUCUAAAUUUCUUGAAUCAGUGAAGCGUUUGCAAACAAACGCUGCGCAGGACCUCACCCUGUUCCUUCAUAAAGAAUUCAUGUCCCCAGUUAGAAGUGGCUGCAGUUACCACGGUGAUCGGUGUAAACAGACACGACUCACUGCUGGCUUCUCUUACAGAUGUCCGUAAUUGCCGUCACUGUUAUUUGCUCACCUUUUUUAGUUACAGGUGCCGGGCCAGCGAGUAAAGCCAGACCGCAGUGUCAUGGAGACUGCAAAUUCUCACCUGCAGCCUCUUCACCUGCUUGUUUUGGUUUCCAAAGCAGAACACAGGCAGGCAGACACAAUAUGCGAAGAAAAUUAGCUUUUAGAAGAACCAAUUCAUUGAUAAGAAUAAUAAUCAUUACAAAAAAAAAGUCAAUACAGCUGUGUGUUAACAGUAAAUCAUAUCAUCUUUUUCUUGCUAAUCAAAACAGGAGAACGAAUGUAAAUGCAAAAAGAUAAAAAAAAUGUUGUGAAUCUGCACAGAUUCAGACAAUGUAAUGCCCUGUUUCUACUACAAUGAAAAAACUGCAUAGAGGGAAAAAAUUAGAUUUAGGGGGUUAUUCACAAAACUGUGAAUUGUUAAACAAUUGGAUCAGCACUGUUCACCUUAUAGUGAUGAAACCCAUAGAUUUAAUGUCCGUUAUUUCCUGGGUUAUAUAUUUUCAGUAAGUAAAAGCAAAUGUUAUGCUAUAGGGAGAUGUGCUAUGAAUUGCGUCUGCCCUCUGCAUUUUAUAAGGUUAUAAUAGUUCCUUUAAAGUGACUUGGUGAGGAAGAGGACUGUGGUCCCCUGUAGAAGCAAUGCUCUGAUUGCCCUCAGGUACUGGCAGGAUGCUGGUAGUACACGCGUGUCUUGGUGGAGACGAUUUAGGUUUUUCUUUUCCGUUUUCUUUCUUCAGGGUGUAAAUACAAUCAGGUGAAUAGCCACUUUCACUGCAUCCGUGAUGGCUGUCAGUUUUCCUUCCUGUUAAAGCAUCAGAUGACCUCACAUGCCCGCAAGCACAUGAGGAGGAUGCUGGGGAAGAACUUUGAUCGGGUCCCUCGCCAGGUAAUUAGACUCCAGUUCUUGACUAAGGAGCCAUUGUAUGAGGACGUUUGCAUCCGCCAAAUGGAGUGGCUGCUUGAGAGUCUCGGGAAUUCAUCCACACUUUGUGCCUUCCCAAUGGGCAAGGAAACCUAUACAGUCCUGACUUUCCGCUAUUUCCUUUGUCUCUGCAGAUUCUUCCUCACACUCCAAGGAGCGACAACCUCUCACAGUUGAGUAGCACAGCAGCUAGCCCGUCCUCUACGGAGAACCUCUCUUCCUUCCAGACCACCCCACAAAACAUGAUGGACACAGAGACAGAUGAAUAUAUGGAUUACACGGCUGGUGGAAGCCCUGGCGGAAUGUCAUCCGAGUCCUCCAACCUAGACCGCAGCUGCUCCAGUACGCCAGUGGGAAAUGACAGCACUGAUGCAGGUAAACAGAGUGACCCUUUCAACAUCCCAAACAAGAACAGAAAGGACUGUAGGAUAUCCAUGGCCUUCUUAAUUAGAGGAUUAUAGCUGGAGCCCAUGCUAUAUUAUUUCACAUGACUUUAUACACAUUACUUUUGUCACCAAAGUACAGCUAUGACUUCCAAACCAUCAUUAGCCUUUUCGUGUCCCAGUCCAUGGACCCCUUAUUGAUGGGGCAAUGAAGCCACUUGCAUGUUACUUCUCAUGCCUAUGGUCUGGUGACGGGAGCUUGGGCUUCCCUUUUCUGCUCCAUCCCUGUGAAAUUCUACGUUUCAUUUCAUCUCAUGGUUUUCUUUCUCCAGCUUCUCAUUUUGGUUCAUUUUGUUUUCUUUCUUUUUUUCCCUCUCUCUCUCCCCCUCUGUCCGUUUCUCCGGCUUUCUCUCCACACUCUCCAGGCUGCCAGGUCCCUUCUGCUUCUGGAGAUGCUCUGACCCACAAUGCACCACCAGCACCACCUGCAGCAGUGGCUGCCUUUCCUCCAGCCUUAGUCACUUCUCCCCUGUCUUCCCUCCCGUACCUGCUCUCUCCAUCCUGUGUCUCAUACUCCCUGAUCACUGCCAGCCUUGGGGUCAGCCGGGGCAUUGUGGUGCCAACCAGCAGCACUCCAGCUUUCACACCAGUAAUAGCCACUCCAGCUCCAGCCAAAACUGAUGUCCCUCUAGUACAGGAUGCUGCAGGUACCUUUUGGUUUCUUACGUCCCAUGCAUCCAUUGUGGGGGUGAGGGGGAGGUUUAAAAUAUGUUUAUGAAAUAACGGUGAAGGAGGCUCUAUUACACAGGCAAAAAGUAUUUCCAGGAUGAAAUUAUUAAUUUAUUCAUUCAAGCACCAUGACCUGGUUAUGGUGUCAGUCAACGGCAAGAUAUCAAACCGUUUUAGUACCCUGGGCCCUCGUGUAGUAUCCGCUCGUCUCCAGUAGGAGAAGUUGGAGACCUCUGUAGCGUAUAGACUGGUUGAUGUUGGACCACGCUCAUUGGAUGGGAAUGCUCAGCUGACACUCUCAGCCAAUGGUGCACGGUUCUACUUUCUUUUAUGGAGCAAUCCACCUUCCCGUGCUGGUGAAGACCAGGACCCAGGUAAGCUGUCAAGCCUUGCUAAAACAGUUUUGCUUUUUACCAUGGGACGGAACCAUGGCACUAUUGGCACCAUAACCACUGCUUAAGGUGCUUUGAGUGUUCCUGUAAGUUUUGUUUUCCAACAUUCAACCUGCCAUUUAUUUAGAGACUACAAGAAUGUACAGAGCCCUUGGUACCAGAAGGACCAUCCGUGUGGGAGUAAAGUCUUUACUGACCAGACUGGGGGAGGGUGUGGAGGGAAAUGUUCUUAAGGGGUUAAAUGGCUCUCUGCCUCAUGUAAGAUUUCCAUAUCUGGCAGGUUUGCAAGCUCCAAAAGGUUGUAUUUUAGAGGAUAUCGUAGUAGUUUAUUUAGCUGCUGUUAUACUCUGUAUUAGCUGCAAAUAUCUGGGUAUUAAGUAUGUAGUAAUGCAAGGAAUUACAUACAUAUAGUCAACGUUCUUAUAUUUUAAACUACUUGGGUCUAAAUAUGUAUUUUUUUACCAUUUAAAAAAAUCCUGUAACAUUGAAAUGGGUGCAGAUUGUAUGGUACAUGGAGUUCCAGGCAGUAGAAUGCUUUAAUAGAAGGACAUCUCAUAGGCCCCCCACCCCCGUGUGCAGCACAGGCCUGAAGUAUGGGACCGUUUAGCACAUGUCCUUUGGGGUCUCACCAUAUAUAUAACAGGUUGUUCCUGUAUAACCGAACAUAACUCCAAGAUAAAUCUGCUCAGGUUUCCAGCUGUUGGUCCUUAGAAGGUUUAAGCUAGCCCUCCGUACACGUGAAGCAAAAGAGAUAGAAGUUCUAAUAUUAAAAGAACCCUGAGAUACUUGUCCCAGUUUAAACGUUUGGGGUUCCACAGAUACUAUGCUUUUUAGGUUUUUAGUUUACUGCUUGAAGCAGGAUGUGAGGUGAAUAUGAAGACCAUUCUUGUGACCAUUUUUUUUUUUUUUUUUUUUAAGUGUAGGUUUCUUUCAUUUUUGUGUUGGAUAUAUUGGGAGACAGUAUCCCAAUAUAGUUCGCUGUGUCCCUUUCCUCAUAGUGCCCGCUCUUCUUCUUACAGGAAACACCAUCACUAUGCCGACAGCUUCUGGGGCUAAAAAGCGGUUCUGGAUCAUCGAGGACAUGUCUCCUUUUGGCAAACGACGUAAAACAGCCUCCUCUCGCAAAAUGCUGGAUGAAGGGAUGAUGCUAGAGGGAUUCAGGCGUUAUGACCUGUAUGAAGAUUGCAAGGACUCUGCAUGCCAGUUCUCUCUAAAGGUCACACACUACCACUGCACUCGAGAGAACUGUGGCUACAAGUUUUGUGGUCGUACCCACAUGUACAAGCAUGCCCAACACCAUGACCGUGUGGACAACUUAGUUCUUGAUGACUUCAAACGAUUUAAGUCAUCCCUUAGCUGCAACUUCCCUGACUGCCAGUUCUCGGGAAAUAGCACACACUUUCACUGCUUGCGUUGUGGCUUCCGCUGCACAGACAGUACCAAAGUAACAGCUCACCGCAAGCAUCACGGAAAGCAAGAUGUCAUCAGUGCUGCUGGUUUCUGUCAGUUUAGCUCCAGCGCAGAUUGUGAUGUGCCCGAAUGCAAAUACAAGUUGAAGUGCUCCCACUUCCAUUGCACUUAUCCCAGCUGCAAGCACACUGUGGUGGGAAUGUCUCAAAUGGACUCGCACAAGCGCAAGCACGAGAAGCAAGAGAGAGGAGAGCUCCCAUCUGUUUCUCCUGGUCCUGAUGGGAUCACUCAAGCAGGUGCAGAGUAUGACAUCCAAAACCCACCUGUGAAUUUGGACAGCUCCCUAAAUCUGAGCACAGACCCCCAUAACUCUCUCCUUUUCCUGCAGAAUGCUGUUGGGGUAGGUCUUAAUGACUCCCUGGACCUUAGCAAGAAGCCACAUGAUGGGUCUGUGUCUGGCCCCAGGAAAGAACUGCAAGACAGUCUUGCGGCCAACUCUGGAGAUGCAGAUGAUGACUUGUCUCAGGAUGAGGAUGAUGAUGACGAUGACGACGAUGACGACGACGAUGAUGAAGAAAUGAAUGAAGACGAGGAGGAAGAUCUGAACACAGAUUCAGACGAUUCCUUACCUGAUAAUGAAUGCUUAACAAGCAAAGGAAUCGAGCCAAGUGCUGAGGGUCCCACAAACCACUGUGUCACUCCCCAAGCCCCACUCAACCUCCAGAUAUCCCCCUAA